Messenger RNA from Coregonus sp. 'balchen', 74655 nucleotides. NCBI's taxonomy places the organism in Eukaryota, Metazoa, Chordata, Actinopteri, Salmoniformes, Salmonidae. The record is from the annotation of a GenBank genome assembly.
AUGAAGAUUACCUUAGAAGGGGUCCUUCGAGACCAGACCUUCACAUCAGGCAUCCGAAUGUCUCUGAACUACUGCAUCAUGUGGGAUGUGUUCUUCGAGUGCAGGUAGAGACUGUGACCACUAGAUGGAGAUGUUGGCUAGGCUCAGAGACAGACUGACAGAAGGCCUACAUAAACAUCAGAGCUAGAAGAGACUAGUGUGGGUACUGCUCGAACUCCUUAUAGAAAACAUGGAAGAGUGUAUUUACAUUUAUUAAUAUGAUAUUUACCAUUAGCACAAUUAUAUUGAAGAGGUAAAAUUGUUUUUCUUUAUCCUUAUUAUAGUUAAGGAAACCGAGCAGAGGGGCAGGAGGCGGGAAACUGUGCAGGUUCGAUGGCAUGGCGUCUUCAGCGAAAAGACGAGCAGUUGGAAAGGGAGUAAGUCCUGAUGAUAGUGAGGAUAACAGCUCGGAUGAGGGAUCGGAAGACGAUGGUGAUUCAGGAGAGGAGGACAGCGGAUCAGAAGAGGAGAGCAAUGAAGAGGUCAAGGCCGAGGAUAGAAUAGACGCCGGAAGGGAAAGGAGAGGGAAAAUUGAGUCCUUAGAGAAGGCAAGAAACAGAUAUAGGUUUGGAGAAAUGCAGUAUUAUCAUAAGGAGACGUAUACUUGGAUGAAUGAGGAGGAAUGGAGGGAAAAAGAGAGGCAGAGGAGGUCUAAGAGAGAGAUGGAGGAAGAUUGUGAGUUUGAGUCAGUUAAAAAUGGCGGGGAAAAGGGAGAAGGUUUGUUAAAGAAGAGCGUUGGGUAAAGUGGAAUCGGUGAGGGUAACCAGAAGUGAUCUAGUGAUAAUUGUUUGUGUUUCUGUUGGGCAGAGGGAGAAGGCGCUCAGAGUUAAACAAAUGGGGGAAAGAACUGUGAAUUGUUUCGCUCUUAAGAAAAGGGCGCCAUUAAGAGGAGUGAUUACUGGGGUAGCAGUGAAUGUAAAAGUUGACCAACUGAAGGAGAUGAUUCCCGGUGUGUGUGAUGCUCGUCGUUUGGUGCGACAUUUUACAUUUUAGUCAUUUAGCAGACGCUCUUAUCCAGAGCGACUUACAGUUAGUGAAUACAUAUAUAUAUAUAUAUAUUUUUUUUAUACUGGCCCCCCGUGGGAAACGAACCACAACCCUGGCGUUGCAAACGCCAUGCUCUAUCAACUGAGCUACAUCCCUGCCGGCCAUUCCCUCCCCUACCCUGGACAACGCUGGGCCAAUUGUGCGCCGCCCCAUGAGUCUCCCGGUCGCGGCCGGCUGCGACAGAGCCUGGAUUCGAACCAGGAUCUCUAGUGGCACAGUUAGCACUGCGAUGCAAUGCCUUAGACCACUGCGCCACUCAGGAGGGUGGCGAGAGUGGGGAAACAGAAGAGUCAUUGUCUGUUCUUUUGAGUUUUGAAGGUGAGUCUUUGCCUGAGAAAGUGAGGUUAGGAUAUAUAAGUUAUCCAGUGCGAGCAUAUGUGCCGAAUACCUUAAGAUGUUACAGGUGUCAAACUUAUGGGCAUGUGGCAGCAGUGUGUAGAAGGGAGAUUCCAAGGUGUGAGAAGUGUGCAGAAGGGCAGGAAACAAAGGAGUGUGAAGCAGUGGGGAAAGUGGUGGUGUGUGCUAAUUGUAGGGGUGGCCAUGGGGCUGGGGAUCAGACAUGUCCAGUGCGAGAGAAGCAGGUUGAGGUAUCCAGGGUAAGAGUAGAGAAGAAGUUGUCAUAUGCGGAGGCAGUGAAGAAAGUAGAGGAAGAUGGGUCAAGGGGGAGGGGUCCUGAGAGAAAUGGUGUGAGUAGUAGAGAUGUACAAGUACAGAGGGAUAAACCAAAAAGUGAUAUAUGGAUCAGCAAGAUUGGAUUUUUAGCGUUUAUAGCGAUGGUUCUUAAUUGUACUGCAGGGAUGGAACGCAAAUCGAAGAAAAUUGAGGUGGUGGUGGCAGCUGCAGAGAGAUAUUUGGGUGUGCGAGACUUGACAGUAGAAGAGUUACAGGUAGUGUUAAAUGGCGAUGUCCCAUCAAUUCAGAUUGAGGGCAUGAGGUAGGAGUGAGUGUAUUUAAACAGUGGAGAAGGGUGGGGUUAAUUAUUAGUUGUAGUGUUGAAGGUGUGAGUGUAGUGUUAGAUGGUAGGAUAUUUCUUUGCUUUGGUUUAUUUUAUUUUUCAAGGAAAGGAUAAGGGAGUUGAAGUCCAGUCUAGUAGGUGGCGGUAAAGCAACAAAUUGGAUGCCAACCGCCGUUAAACCUCAUUGAAGAAGAAGAAGAAGAAGAAGGAGACUAGUGUGUGAGUCUGUCUGUCCAGGGCUGGUGUGGUGUUACUGAUGGUUUGUUUACAUAGCAGGUUAGAGGAAUUAACGUAGCAGGUUAGGAUAAUUAACGUGGCAGGUUAGGGGAAUGAGAUUAAGGUUAGGAAAGGGGUAAGUGUUAGGCUUAGCUAAAAUAUUGCUGUUGUGAACAACUGUUGUCCUUGAUGCGACAACUAGAUGGAGCUUUAGGCCUACUCCAUCAAGCCACAACCGUAGAAACGUAAACAAACCAUCAUAACACUCAGUCUCGGUCUGAGGAACAGUCUGGUUCUCAACGUACUGUAGAGAGUUAGAAUAGUAUAAUUUUUUUUAUUGUGUUAUGUCAGUCACUGACAUGGUCAUUCAAUUAGCCCAUGUCAGCUAGCAUUUUUUAGUUUGGUAAGUUAGUCUAGCCAGCAAUCUAAACUUGCAGUAAUCAUGGUCGAAUUACUGACUGGGCAUGCAGGGUACGUGCCCAAGGGCCCUGAUUAUUGCUUUUGUUAGUCACUCUCACUCAAAUAUCAUAUUAACAUGACAUGGCAAAAUGUGUAGAAUUGCAGGGAAUUAGCUUUAAAACUACUAGAAUGUCUCUCCACCCUAUGUCAAAAUGUGUAUAUUUGUAGGAAAUUAGCUGUAAAACUGCUAAAUGUUCUCUAUGUCCCACAGCGAAAUUAGUAGAAUUGCAUGACAUUUUAUUAUAAAAUGUUAUCUCCGCCCCAUGGCAAAAUGAGUAGAAUUGCAGGAAAUUAAUUUUAAAACGUACAUUUUUUCUCUCCAUGUCAAGAGGGGGGCCAGUGUCUGUAUGGGAUAUAGCUAUCAGAUAGUUGGACCAAGUUGUCUUACUGCCAUUGGUAAAGUUACUUGGUGCAAAGUGAUUAACCUGUCUUGACCCUGCAGUUUGACAUGGUACAUCUUGAUUUGGUUUAUUGAUAAGCUGUGCUUAUGAAAGGCGUUUAAUUAAUAUAUACUGAACAAAAAUAUAAACGCAACAUGCAACAAUUGUAAUGAUUUUACCAAGUUACAGUUCAUAUAAGGAAAUCAGUCAAACGAAAUGAAUUCAUUAGGCCCUAAUCUAUGGAUUUCACAUGACUGGGCAGGGGCGCAGCCAUGGGUGGGCCUGGGAGGGCAUAGGUCCACCCACUUGGGAGCCAGGCCCAGCCAAUCAGAAAAAGGCUUUAUUAUAGACAUAAAUACUCCUUAGUUUCAUCAGCUGUCCGGGUGGCUGGUCUCAGACGAUCCCACAGGUGAAGAAGCCGGAUGUGGAGGUCCUGGGCUGGCGUGGUUACACGUGGUCUGCAGUUGUGAGGCUGGUUGGACGUACUGCCAAAUUCCCUAAAACGAUGUUGGAGGCGGAUAUGGUAGAGAAAUUAACAUUCAAUUAUCUGGCUACAGCUCUGGUGGACAUUCCUGCAGUCCGCAUGCCAAUUGCACACUCCCUCAAAACUUGAGACAUCUGUGGCGUUGUGUUGUGUGACAACACUGCACAUUUAAUCAGUUUAUUGAUAGGGUACACCUUUCAGGUGGAUGGAUUAUCUUGUUUUUUUCACUAACCGGAAGUAAACAAAUUUGUCUACAAAAUUUUAGAGAAAUAUACUUUUUGUGCGUAUGGAAGUAUUCUGGGAUCUUUUUAUUUCAGCUCAUGAAACAUGCGAUCAACACUUUUAUAUUUUUGUUCAGUAUAUAUAUAUAUAUUAUUAAGGCCUACAGCAUACGCCUUUAACUUAUUACCUUAGUUGAGCUGCCAUUGGCCCAAUGUGGACCAGUCCAGCAACACUGCCAAGAACCAUCUCUAUUUGUCUGUCUGUAUUUUGUGUCCGUAUAUUCCUGCAUAUACAAACACUUCCGAAACCAUUAGUCCCUUGUGUCCUAUAUCAAAUGACUUCAAUCUAAAUCUUACUCUUGUGGGCUUUAGAUUGCAUGCAUUAAUUGAUGUUCCUUGCCUUGGCCUUACCAGUUUAACGUAAACAUUGGUGCCAUCAUUUAUAAAGGGCUCAAUAAUUCACUUUAUUUUCCAUGUCUUAAAUGACUGUUUGAUAGACAUGGUUCUGUAUGUGUGUAUCACAGUCACCGGUGUUACAGGUUUUGGUUUUUCCAUUUAUGUUUUGAGGUUGGACAUAGGACGCACCGAUUGGCGUCACCUCGUUAGUCAGUAUGUGUUACACCGGUGCUGGUUGCCAUCUCGUUAGUGGGAAGGUGUUUCAACUGUGCUGGCCCAGGUGCUAUUUAAGAGUGACUGGCCCAUUACUCCAGUCAUCUUGAGUGAGGUGGAGGGUUGAGACCUUUAGUGGCAAGUUUGUGUGCUGGACAGGCAAACCGUUAUCUGAUUUCUGUGAUUUUGUUUUGCUCCACCUUUUUGGUUUGCUUCCUGUCUUUAAGUUUGGUGUGUGUUUUUCUUUUGAUUGCCUCUUCUUGGGCAAAUUUAGUGGGUGCAGAUGGUGGGUGUCUUUUAGGUUCCAGUUGAUGUUGCAAGUUAACUUUCAGAGGACACCACCAUGAGUGUCUUUCAGAAACCCUCCUAAAACUCUACCUGUUUAAUUUAGGUUAUUAGUGACUCUUUGUUAGUUCCCCUCUGGGUUUGAGUGACAAUUUUUGGUUUUCUUGCUGGGGAACAUAACAAAAUGGGGGCUCAUCCCUGAUCUUGUUUCCCGUGAGUACGGUAGUCGCUCUAAUAACCUACUCUGAAGCUUUGCUGUGCCCAGAUAAUUGACUGUUCAAAAUACACUUUUGUGGUAGAGUUUUUAUCACUUACAUCCACCCAACGAGGUUAUAAGACUGGUGGAAUCAUUUUGAAAGUUGCAUAAUCACAGGCUUAUGACAUUUUAAAAAGCCAUGGACUUCAAGUUGGAAGUGCUUGUGGAAAACCCUACAUGGGUAAUGCUAGAUAAAUGUACAGUACAAAGGCAAAACUGCUCGACUUUUGCAAAGCAUUAUGACAUCAAGGUGGCAUCUGGUGAUCCAAAGCAGUAGUCAAAGAGUUGAUCGGUACUGCAUUAGUGGAGGAGGAAAUCCUUCAGGAGAGAGAAGCUGAUGAAAAGGGCGCUAUGGGUAGUAUAGUACAUCCCAUAGACAUGCAACUAAGGGAGUUAGAACUAAAGGCAAAGUUGGAGCAACAGAAAUUAAAGCUUGAGCACAAGGAAAGACAGCAUCACAAUGCCAUGUUGAGUUCGCAAGGGAACAAGAAUGUGUUUUUGAUCGGUGGUGUGGUUCUCAAAAGGUCAAGGACCUUGAGGAUUUAAGGUGACUCAUAUUUCUCGAGCAGUUCAAGAAUUGCCUUCAUGAAAUGGUUGCUACCUACAUUUAUGAGCACAAGGAUCUCACUCUUGAGAAAGCUGCAGUCCUUGCAGAUGAGUUUGUGUUGACACAUAAAACUACCGUCACAAACAAAGCAACCAGUAGUUAUCCCUACGCAAAAAGCAAUCCAGAGAUGUCACUUCCCACUGUGAGGUUUGAGUCCUUUUCUACAGUGCCCAAAGAUAAAGAUCGUCAGAAAACUGUUUUUUGUAUCCGCCAGUUUGUCAUUACAGCCAAGAGAAAGGACACAUUGUCUCUGUGUCCUAAGUUGAAACAGAAAAACUAGAGAGAAAAAGCAGUUUGUUCUUGUGGGAGCACUGGUGUAUCUCCUAAACAAGAUUUUGGAUCAGAUGUGUAUGAACCCUUUGUUUCAGACGGGUUUCGUCUCUCUGCAUAGUGGCGAUGCUGUUAAGCAGCCGGUGUAGAUACUGUGAGACACUGGGGAAGUCCAUUCCUUCAUUUUGGAGGGUGUUUUGCUUUUUUCGGACACUUCAGCAACUGGUUACAGUGUUGCAUGGAAUUUCCUUUGUAAAAUUGGAACUCGAGUCUGAUCUUAUUUCUGGUUCUGUUGUCGUUGGCGUGAGGCCUAGCCUACCGGUGAAGGGGGUCUCAUUCAUUUGGGGGAAACAAUUUGGCUGGAGGGAAGGUUGUGCCAAAUCCUGUCGUUUGUAAGGAACCCAGAGUAGAGGAACCUGAUGGGUUAUCAGAAAAGUACCCUAGCGUGUUCCCAGCGUGUGCUGAUACACAUGCUAUGUCUAAGAAAGUUGCCUGGAGCAAGUCUAGUGUUGAGGAGGAUGUCAGCAAUCCCACCAUGGUUGAUCUGUCUGAGACAUUAAUGGGUGAUCCUGAUUUCGGUUAACCUCCUGAUUUGACCUCUCCUUUGAAAACCCCAAAGGUGAGUAACUUUGUAGGACUGCUGAAGGAAGAGAAGGUUCCUACAGUUGACACUUCAAUGUCUAGGAAGUAGCUGAUUGCUGAAGAGAGUAAAGAUGUUUCCCUCUCCCCUCUUUUUGCUGGGAUACACUAUAUAUACAAAGGUAUGUGGACACCCCUUCAAAUGAGUGGAUUCAGCUAUUUCAGCCACACCUGUUGCAGGACAAACUUUGAUGAAGUUUGUGUGGGUUACUUUGACAGAGAUGGUGUUCUAAUGAGGAAAUUAUGUUCUCGCGCCACUUCUGGGCAAGAUGAUUGUCCCAGUGUGUCACAAAUUGUUGUUCCAGUUACAAUUCGACAAGAGAUACCGAGGUUGGCUCAUGAUAGUAGUAUGGCAGGCCAUCUUGGGGUCAACAAGACGUAUGACUGUGUCUUGCAUAACUACUUCUGGCCUGCUGGGGAACGUAACACCGGGAGGAAUGCAUUCCUUCACCGAGGGAACAAUAAAACCAUUUAAACUGAGAACCAAAAACCCAAGCAUAGCCAUGCGGGCCCAGAAGUCAAACGGCAGAUGUUACAAGAUAGGCCAGUCUACACUGCUUUGAAGAGUUGUAUUUAUUACCGCUACGCUGUUUCGGGGGGCAAGCAUUCUCAUCUCCACCCUCACAGGACACGGGGAACUAAUGUGAAUGUUUGUAAAACUGCCAGGUGACUUUUCCUUUUACCAAGGCUUAGGUCCUCCUUGCAGUACACUUAAAGGGCAACUCCACCACUUUUCAACCUCAUUUUUAUUAUAUCCAGCACAAUACCGGUGUCCACAGAUGUGAAAACGGCGCAUUUCUACAAUUACAAAAAUACAUAUGUAAAGUUUUUAAAAACAGUGAUUUUCAAACACUAUGAGAUCCGCGGUAAUGUGGGCUAGGCAGGUUUUGAAAAUCAAAAUUGUUCUUACUUUUAAUCCUACCCUGUGAUGUCACAUACAGUUGAAGUCGGAAGUUUACAUACACCUUAGCCAAAUACAUUUAAACUCAGUUUUUCACAAUUCCUGACAUUUAAUCCUAGUAAAAAUUCCCUGUCUUAGGUCAGUUAGGAUCACCACUUUAUUUUAAGAAUGUGAAAUGUCAGAAUAAUAGUAGAGAGAAUGAUUUAUUUCAGUUUUGAUUUAUUUCAUCACAUUCCCAGUGGGUCAGAAGUUUACAUACACUCAAUUAGUAUUUGGUAGCCUUGCCUUUAAAUUGUUUAACUUGGGUCAAACAUUUCGGGUAGCCUUCCACAAGCUUCCCACAAUAAGUUGGGUGAAUUUUGGCCCAUUCCUCCUGACAGAGCUGGUGUAACUGAGUCAGGUUUGUAGGCCUCCUUGCUCGCACACGCCUUUUCAGCUCUGCCCACACAUUUUCUAUAGGAUUGAGGUCAGGGCUUUGUGAUGGCCACUCCAAUACCUUGACUUUGUUGUCCUUAAGCCAUUUUGCCACAACUUUGGAAGUAUGCUUGGGGUCAUUGUCCAUUUGGAAGACCCAUUUGCGAACAAGCUUUAACUUCCUGACUGAUGUCUUGAGAUGUUUCUUCAAUAUAUCUUACAUAAUUUUCCUUCCUCAUGAUGCCAUCUAUUUUGUGAAGUACACCAGUCCCUCCUGCAGAAAAGCAACCCCACAGCAUGAUGCUGCCACCCCCGUGCUUCACGGUUGGGAUGGUGUUCUUCAGCUUGCAAGCGUUCCCCUUUUUCCUCCAAACAUAACGAUGGUCAUUAUGGCCAAACAUUUAUAUUUUUGUUUUAUCAGACCAGAGGACAUUUCUCCAAAAAGUACGAUCUUUGUCCCCAUGUGCAGUUGCAAACCGUAGUCUGGCUUUUAUAUGGCGGUUUUGGAGCAGUGGCUUCUUCCUUGCUGAGCGGCCUUUCAGGUUAUGAAGAUAUAGGACUUGUUUUACUGUGGCUAUAGAUACUUUUGUACCUGUUUCCUCCAGCAUCUUCUUGUUCUGGGAUUGAUUUGCACUUUUCGCACCAAAGUAUGUUCAUCUCUAGUAGACAGAACGCGUCUACAUCCUGAGCGGUAUGACGGCUGCGUGGUCCCAUGGUGUUUAUACUUGCGUACUAUUGUUUGUACAGAUGAACGUGGUACCUUCAGGCAUUUGGAAAUUGCUCCCAAGGAUGAACCAGACUUGUGGAGGUCUACAAUAUUUUUUUCUAAGGUCUUGGCUGAUUUCUUUUGAUUUUCCCCAUGAUGUCAAGAAAAGAGGCACUGAGUUUGAAGGUAGUUCUUGAAAUACAUCCACAGGUACACCUCCAAUUGACUUAAAUGAUGUCAUUUAGCCUAUCAGAAGCUUCUAAAGCCAUGACAUCAUUUUCUGGAAUUUUCCAAGCUGUUUAAAGGCACAGUCAACUUAGUGUAUGUAAACUUCUGACCCGCUGGAAUUGUGAUACAGUGAAUUAUAUGUCUGUAAAAAUUUGUUUGGAAAAAUGACUUGUCAUGCACAAAGUAGAUGUCCUAACCGACUUGCCAAAACUAUAGUUUGUUAACAAGAAAUGUGUGGAGUGGUUGAAAAAAUGACAUAAGUGUAUGUAAACUUCCGACUUCAACUGUAUGUAGACACAGGUUUGGUGCUGGAGAUAAUGACUGUGAGGCUGAGAAGUUGGAAUUGCCCUUUCAGGUUAUGGGAGGGAAGGCGCAAACCCUUCAGGACAAAGCAAUCAUCUGAACAGUAGCAACCCACUGUGCAAGAACUGGUUGAAUCAAAGAUGUUUUCACAUAAUUUCAACCAGAAAAGUAAAUGUGAUCAAAUCAAAUCAAAUUGUAUUUGUCACAUGCGCCGAAUACAACAGGUGUAGAGCUUACAGUGAAAUGCUUACUUACAAGCCCUUAACCAACAAUGCAGUUUUAAGAAAGAAUACCUACAAAAAUAAGAAAGAAAAGUAACAAACAAUGAAAGAGCAGCAGUAAAAUAACAAUAGCGAGGCUAUAUACAGGGGGUACCAGUACCGAGUCAAUGUGUGGGGGCACUGGUUAGUCGAGGUAAUUGAGGUAAUAUGUACAUGUAGGUAGAGUUAUUAAAAUGACUAUGCAUAUAUAAUAAACAGAGAGUUGCAGCAGCGUAGAUCUUGGCCUCAGUGAUGUCCUGGGCUGUACACACUACCCUCUGUAGUGCCUUGCAGUCGGAGGCCGAGCAGUUACCAUACCAGGCAGUGAUGCAACCAGUCAGGAUGCUCUCGAUGGUGCAGCUGCAGAACCUUUUGAGGAUCUUAGGACCCAUGCCAAAUCUUUUCAGUCUCCUGAGGGGGAAUAGGUUUUGCUGUGCCCUCUUCACAACUGUCUUGGUGUGCUUGGACCAUGUUAGUUCGUUGGUGAUGUGGACACAAAGGAACUUGAAGCUCUCAACCUGCUCCACUACAGCCCCGUCGAUGAGAAUGGGAGUGUUCUCGGUCCUCCUUUUCCUGUAGUCCACAAUCAUCUCCUUUGUCUUGAUCACGUUGAGGGAGAGGUUGUUGUCCUGGCACCACACAGCCAGGUCUCUGACCUCCUCCCUAUAGGCUGUCUCAUUGUUGUCGAUGAUCAGGCCUACCACUGUUGUGUCAUCGGCAAACUUAAUGAUGGUGUUGGAGUCGUGCCUGGCCAUGCAGUCAUGAGUGAACAGGGAGUACAGAAGGGGACUGAGCACGCACCCCUGAGGGGCCCCUGUGUUGAGGAUCAGCGUGGCAGAUGUGUUGUUACCUACCCUUACCACCUGGGGGGUGGCCCGUCAGGAAGUCCAGGAUCCAGUUGCAGAGGGAGGUAUUUAGUCCCAGGGUCCUUAGCUUAGUGAUGAGCUUUGAGGGCAAUAUGGUAUUGAACGCUGAGCUGUAGUCAAUGAAUAGCAUUCUCACAUAGGUGUUCCUUUUGUCCAGGUGUGAAAGGGUAGUAUGGAGUGCAAUAGAGAUUGCAUCAUCUGUUGAAUCAACGUGGAAAACUGAUUGUAUUUGAAAAAAGGAAACAACGUAAGGGAAUUUCAUAUGUUUUUCACCCAACUUUUAACCCAAAUCCAAUGACAUGGUGCGUUUUUUGUUGUUGAUUUCACGUUGAAUUCACAUUUGCUGAUAACUCAACCAAAUGUAAAUCAAUACUAAACGUUGAACUGACAUCUGUGCCCAGUGGGAAGGGGGUGCAAGUAUAACCCUAUAUAUAAUGUUUGAUUUUAUACAUUCAUGUUCCCCAAUAAUAAUUGUCUCCUGGAAAACACUAAUGAAAAACUUUGGUUCCUACCCUAUUACAUGCACUUCAGAAAGACAGGUUGACUGAGAAUUUGGACAUAGCAGCUCACAGCUUUUGACAGUGAGACUUUUCUUUCUUUCUGCCAAAUGGUAGCAUACAGCUCUGAAAACUGAUUUAGGCCUAAUUUCCCUUGCUAUAGACUCUAGCUCCGGAAUCAUGCAAAUAUGGGGUUAGUCCCAUUCCUCCAUCAUGGUCCGAAAGCGGGAGACAGAUGUAGGGGGAACAGAGCGCCAAUGGUCUGUCUGUCCCACCGCUCCCAGCUAACCUAACUUGUCAGGUGUAAAAUAAACGUCUGAGCGGCAUUUUCCUUCUUUAACUGUCGGGGGAGGUUCUCUUCUGCACUGUUCAACCAAUCCAGCAAAUGUGGAGGAGGAGUUAAGAUGGAGUAUUGCCUUGUUAACUCAGAAAUACCAGAGAUACCUUUGAGGAGAUGGGAAACUCCAUUGGAAUUGUAUCAAAGCCCACUGUGUACGUUGCCCGUACGUUGUCAAUGGGCCGCGCAGUGCAUUCUGGGUACACUCCGACAAGGAAAUCUCUCAUUCAAGGAGUCAAUGGCAGUCAUUUGGGCGCUAGCAGAAAAACCCGACAUGAGCAUGAAUUAUGUGAACAAGAAGCUUGUGACGUUAAGUUAUUUUGAGGAAAAUAGGCAGGUUUCUCGACUCAUACCCUGACUUUUAGAAGGGAUUGUUUGAUGAUUAGCUUAGCAACAGCGUGACGCAGCCUGACAACGUGAACGCGAUUGGUCAACAGGCUGCUGGGUGGGGCAUUAUACGUUUCCCCAUUCAUUGGCCACUGAGAUUCCUAUCUCCUCUGAAGUAUAUCUGGUAUACUGAAAUACUGGUUAACAUCCAAAAGCAGAAGUCGUGUCACAGGCUGUCUUCCAUUUCCCCUAUAGAGAAUGAUAGCGGCCUCUAGUGAUCAAAAGGCCGUAUUAGCAACGGCAGCGCCAUUGAGGGCUUCCACCAUUUUAAUGUACUACUUCCAACUUCAUUGGCUGAUCCCUCCUGAUGGCCCUAUUGGAGUCAUGUCCAACAGAGUCAUCAGGAGGGAUCAGCCAAUCGUGAAGAAUACAUUUUACUAUUUCAAAAUGGAGAUUGCCUCAAUGGCACUGCCCAUGCUGUCACAGACGCUAUUAUGGCACAGAUACAAAGACGAGUCCUCUAUCUUACUCUAUGGUUUCCCCUGAAAACCAGAGGCAUCUGGUUACAACCAUCCCCGCUGAAGGUGCUCCCAGUCCAGCCAGCCUUCUCUCUCCCUCCGUUGCGCAGCACCGCAGGACUAGAGCGCUAGACUCACUAUGGCAUCCACCGCAGCACGGACUCUCUUAGUGCUUUUCGUCACCUUCUGUGCAUCAAGUACUGGAUUAACAGGUAAAAUCACCCUUUUGAUUUUGAUUUUCAGAGCAGAUGCAUGGUUUCAGUUUUUCACUAGUGAGGUAGUACUUUAUUGAUUGAUUUAUGUCUGGGAUUGGUGGAGCUGGGCUAAUAGCCUAAUCGAUAAUCAAUGGAUUAUUUGUUUACCCGAUCAAUAUAAUAUAUCCAUUUCCCAAUCGGCAAUUGUUUUUCUUUGUUUGUUUUAUAUCAUGUCAAGAAACCGAUAGCUUCUAAUUGACCUGCUGCUUGGACAUAGAUUAUAAUGACCACGUCGCAUUGCAGGAGAAAGUGUGUGUGUGAGAGAAUAAUUUUAGCAAAUCUUCUGGUUUGUGUGGCAUAAACAAACUAUGCAAAAGAGGAGGGAAAGUCUAUUAUUUUGUGGACAAAUUAUCAAAAGAAAAAUGCUUAACAGUUUGCAGAUGGGGAAAGAACAUACCAGUCAAAGUGAGCAAUAAUAAUGAAUUUGGACCGUGAAACUAGGUCUUUCAUCGUUUCUGGUCUGGAAGGAAAAUGUGAUGUAUCCUUUUGAGCGCAGGAAUUAUGGAAUAUGCGUUUACCUCAUAGGCGCACACUGAAGUAGCUUUACUCUACAAUUAAAAUAAGAUGACAAUAUUAGAUCGUAAGCCAUAUGGUUAGAAUCAAUCACCAGAACACAAAUAUAAAGAAAAAACUGCUUUGAUUUAUAAUGGGACGUCACAGUGCCAGAAGGGUGAUCUAAUUGGCGCGAGUAGCAACUCCAACAUCGCAGGGAGAGGGGGCAAGGAGGAAGUGGUUGACUUUCUCAUAAAGUUUCUGUCAAUCUCGCUCCUUCUGCAUCUAGGUGUCACUAUAGCAUCCACGUAUUAUCAGUUGGACUUUUAUUGGGAUGAAUCUUGUCCUGGAGGCAGAGCUGAAGGAUUUCCUCUAGAUGGGCCAGCUGCAAAGUCAAAGUUGACUAUACAGUGCCUUCAGAAAGUAUUCAUACCCCUUGACUUAUUCCAUAUUUUGUUGUGUUACAGCCUGAAUUCAAAAUGGAUUAAAUAGAUUAUACACACAAUACCCCUCAAUGACAAAGUGAAAAUAUGCUUUUAGAAAAUUUGGCAAAUUUUUUGAAAAUUAAAUAAAGAAAUAUCUCAUUUAUAUAGGUAUUCACACCCCUGAGUCAAUACUUUGUAGAAGCACUUUUGGCAUUGAUUACAGCUGUGAGUAUUUCUGGGUAAGUCUCUAAGAACUUUCCACACCAUUUGCCCAUUAUUAUUUUCAAAAUUCUUCAAGCUCUGUCAAAUUGGUUGUUGAUCAUUGCUAGACAACCAUUUUCAGGUCUUGCCAUAGAUAUCCAAAUAGAUUUAAAUCAACACUGUAACUCGGCCACUCAGGAACAUUCACUGUCUUCUUGGUAAGCAACUCCAGCACAGGAGGUUGGUGGCACCUUAAUUGGGGAGAACGGGCUUGUGGUAAUGACUGGAGCGGAGUCGGUGGAAUGGUAUCAAAUACAUCAAACACAUGGUUUCCAGGUGUUUGAUGCCAUUCCAUUCACUCCAUUCUGGAGUUAUUAGCCGUUCUCCCAAGCAGCAACCUCCUGUGAACUCCAGUGUAGAUUUGGCCUUGUAUUUUAGGUCAUUGUCCUGUGAAAGGUGAAUUAAUAUCCCAAUGUCUGGUGGAAAGCAGAUUGAACCAGGUUUGCCUCUAGGAUUUUGCCUGUGCUUAGCUCCAUUACGUUAAUUUUUUAUCCUGAAAACUCCCCAGUCCUUAACGAUUACAAGCAUACCGAUAACAUGAUGCAGCCACCACUUUGCUUGAAAAUAUGGAGAAUGGUACUCAGUAAUGUGUUGUAUUGGAUUUGCCCCAAACAUAACACUUUCUAUUCAGGACAGAAAGUGAAUUGCUUUUAUUCUAUACAGGGUCAGUUAGGUUAGUGUUGUGGAGUAACUACAAUGUUGUUGAUCCAUCCUCAGUUUUCUCCAAUCACAGCCAUUCAACUCUGUAACUGUUUUAAAGUCACCAUUGGCCUCAUGCUGAAAUCCCUGAGCGGUUUCCUUCCUCUCCGGGAACUGAGUUAUGAAGGACGUCUAAUUUUUUUUUACCCAUCUACCAAUAGGUGCCCUUCUUUGCGAGGCAUUUGAAAACCGCCCUGCUUUUUGUGGUUGAAUCUGUGUUUAAAAUUCACUGCUCGACUGAGGGACCUUACAAUUAUCUGUAUGUGUGGGUACUCAGAUGAGGUAGCCAUUCAAAAAUCAUGUUAAUAAGAGUCUAUUGACUCCCCCGUGCGUCAAUCUAAGUAACAUUUGUAAAAAAAAUCCUCAUCAAAAUCCGUCAGUUUAAGCUAGAGAUAUGGGCUGCGUCUCAAUCCAACGCAUCUGCCUACGUCCGCCUUCCACAUCUGUGGUGGAAGGUCACCGAGCUACAGCUGUGUUUGUCAGACCAUGAGACAUCCUCAAAUUCGGUCUUCUCACAAAAACGUUUGUAGCGUGUCGACCACUCUAUGGAAAGAUGAGACUCUCUCGAACAGGAUGGUGUUUUCCGUUUUGCUCUACGACCCCCACAAACCCCAUGGGACUCAUCUGAAGUCGGUACCGCAGAUGUGCCAACUUCUGUCUGUAGCGUCCAAACUGUUUGGGCUACAAACUAAUAUGACCCCACUAUGGAAAGGGGAGAUUCUCCGUUUUGCUCUACGACCUCCACAAGUGUCACAGGACUCAUCUGAAGGUAACCGGUACCGGUUUUAAAAAAAUAAUGGAAGUAUGGAGGUAGAUUUGUGCCCCCCCCCAAAAAAGGGGCAAAAUAUGUGUCCAAAAACACAAAUAUUUCCUAAGCUUUCUUAUAUCUCCUAGAUAUAGGAAAGACACUUCAAAACCUUAUUCCUUAUGAUUUAUUUUGUGACUGUCUGUUUUGACAUUUAUGAAUGGAUUAUUCAAAGUGUGUCUAUGGGUUAUAGUAGUAAUGGCCAAAUUCAAAAUUGUAUCAAAUAUUGUUAUAUUUUUUUGAUACCUAAAUGAUCCAUGGUAUGACCACCUUAAAACAAUUCCAUAUGACUAUGUGACUUGUUAAGCAAAUUGUUACUCUUUAACUUAUUUAGGCUUGACAUAACAAAGGGGUUGAAUUCUUAUUGACUCAACACUUUUCAGCUUUUCAUUUUAGAAAAAACAUAAUUCCACAUUGACAUUAUGGGGUAUUGUGUGUAGGCCAGUGACUAAAAAUCGUAAUUUAAUCCAUUUGAAAUGCAGACUAUAACACAACAAAAUGUGGAAAAAGUCAAGGAGUGUGAAUACUUUCUGAAGGCACUGUAAAAAUCCAUGAAAACAAAAAUGUACUUUUUGGUCUUAAUGUAUUGUUGUUUUAGUUUUUAAAUAUACAUUUCAUUUUCAUUUCUAUUUCCACUUUUCAAAAAUAUUUAAGUGGUAUUUAAAUUAUAUUAUCAUUAUUUUAAUUUGUUUUACUUUUUUACUUUUUACCCCUUUUUUGUGAUAUCCAAUUGGUAGUUACAGUCUUUAAAUAUAUUUUUUAAAUCCAAUCAGGAUUUCUCUUUGGUUGUCUCUGGGGAGAUAAAUCCAGCUACCUAAUUCAGUCCCAUCGCUGCAACUCCCGUACGGACUCGGGAGAGGCGAAGGUCGAGAGCCAUGCGUCCUCUGAAACACGACCCUGGCAAGCCGCACUGCUUCUUGACACACUGCUCGCUUAACCCGGAAGCCAGCCACACCAAUGUGUCGGAGGAAACGCCAUACAACUGGCGACCGAAGUCAGCGUGCAUGUGCCCAGCCCGCCACAAGGAGUCGCUAGAGUGCGAUGGGACAAGGACAUUUACAUUUACAUUUACAUUUUUGUCAUUUAGCAGACGCUCUUAUCCAGAUCGUAAUUGACAUCCCGGCCGGCCAAACCCUCCCCUAACCCGGACGACGCUGGGCCAAUUGUGCGCCGCCUCAUGGGUCUCCCGGUCGCGGCAGCUGUGACACAGCAUGUGAUCAAACACAGGUCUGUAGUGAUGCCUCCAGCACCGCGGUGGAAGCUCGCCGAGCUACAGCGUGUUCGUCAGACCACUUUCUUUUUUUAAAAGCUAGAGUUUUGGAGAAGAGUAGCCAGCUAAUCCCUGUUGAGCUGAUUUAGCUGCUACGUUACAAUAGCCCUCUCUUCUCCCUUACCCUCUCUCCCCUAUCUCCUCUCUCUAUCUCUCUCCAUUUCUCAUUAAAUCUUUCUUAACCCUCUCUGUCUGACUUUCUUAUUUCUAAUUCCGGUCUUUACUCACUUUCUCUAUUCUCUCUCUCUCUCUCUCCCCCCCCCCCCUCUCUCUCUCUCUCUCUCCUCUCUCUCUCUCUCUCUCUCUCUCUCUCUCUCUCUCUCUCUCUCUCUCUCUCUCUCUCUCUCUCUCUCUCUCUCUCUCUCUUUCAUUCUCUCAGACAGUACAUGCUUAGUGAGUGAGGUCAUCCAAUGAAUUCUGAGUCUACAAACUUAGAUGCUGUUUGUUGUGGUUUAGUCCUUUUCUUGUCCACUGCUCCCCCUUCCUCUUUUACUCCUCUUCACUCCUCCACACUUCCACAUAGUACUGAGGGCUAUUCAUUUCUUACGAUAAGCACUUAGUAAAAGCACAAAAGUCUAAAAUCCCCAAAAGCCUAGCCAAGUCUGGCACUAGCAUUGUGAUGAACAGAGUAAGAGGAGUUCUGGGGAGGGACCUGGCUCUUGAACAGAGUGGAAAGGAGGUCAUUGGUUGGAUGACCGAGAGAGAGAGAGAGAGAGAGAGAAAGAGAGAUUCAAGUUAGAGAAAAGCAGAAGGGGAAAAGCGGGAAUCAUGUCCUCACAAGCCACAGGAAUUUCUCCAUUCCACCUCACCAAGAGGAAUUCUACAGGAGCACUUGAUUGGCAGAUCUCAGAUUGAGCUUUGGGCUUGAACUGUAACACAGGGGAAAAUCCAGGUAGAGAGAAACAUGUAUUGAGACUUACAGACAGGGAGAGACAGCAUGUAGCUAAUACUUUCCAACGUGUCGACUGCGAAAGUGUUUGAUCACCUGACGUGGGGCCGACCCAGGCUCUCUCACGUGUCACUCAGGUGUCCGUCAACCCUGCCGCUGAUGGGUCUCACGUCAUGAUGUCAUCUCUGGGCGUGGCUAUGUUUGGGUAAACAGGUAGCACCUGGGCGAUGUGAACAUCUGUCACAUAGAUAGAGAGAGAGAGUGUGUGUAGAGAGUGUGUGUGUUAGAGGAAAUGUGUUUGUAUAGAGAGAAAAGGUGAACUCCUAAUUCACAGGAUUAGCAGUAGGCAUCAUUGCAGUGUAGUUUUACUCAUACCCUCUGCUGGUUAUAGAGAACCAUGAUGUCAUGAUGGUUUGGGGUUGGUGUAUUGAUUUUGUGAAGGGAUGAGGAAGGGAUAUUGGGCCAUGGUUUCACUGGUUCUGUGAAUUUGUGGAGGGUUGUAUGUGGGUUAGAGGGCAUAUUGAGGUCAGUGUGUGUGUGUGUAUGCGUGUGUGUGUGUUGUGGGGAAAAAGGGGUUGGCAGGCUAUACAAAUCAGACCUGCAGAGAAGCACAGGUGCAUGACCCAGAGGGUUUCCAAGACAAUUUUUAGAAGAGGCUAAGACAUAACCUUAGGGCUUACUUCUGCACAUGCUGCUUGCUCUGUUGCACACACACACACACACACACACACACACACACACACACACACACACACACACACACACACACACACACACACACACACACACACACACUUUCCUAAAAACCAGGGACACACACACUUUCACACAUUUCCCCUUACACAACACUAAAACUUUCCUCAUUCCUUACAUAGUCAAACUAUCAUAAUCUCUCUCUCUCACAUACACACACACAAACACACAUGCACAGUAUUUUAGGGUUAUCUUGGGAAUAAACAAAUAAAAGCCAAAUUAGUAUGACGCUAUAAAACAGCAUAAAUAUAAUUACCACAGUUACACUACAACCUCUUGAACUCCAGCCAGACUAUCUAGAUUAUGAUAUUAGCUUCACAGUUAACUCGCUCCCUCCAUAAAUGGUUUAUUAUUAGACAGUGAUCUUUGCACUUUAAAGACUCUUGAUUCAAUGACAACUCCUGCCUCGUCCUCGGAUCAUACAUUUCCAAACAAGCCAAAUCAUAGAUCGAUGUCUGGAUAGAGGGAGGGAAGGAGCCAAUCUCUUCCUACGUAAUACUGCCUUUUAUUGGAAACAGUGCGCCUGUGUUUGAUGCGGCUCCAGAGUUAUGUCCUUACUGUACGUCUCCAACAGCUGAUGAGGCACACACCAUCUUAAGCCUGAAUUAAUGAAGGAGUAAUAAAGAGGUAGAGUUUUAUGUUCUUGUUUUAAGACGUUGUCUAGCGUACACACAAACAUACACACACACAAUCAUGCAGGCACACACACACACAAAAACACACUGCACACUGUGUCGCUUUCUCACACACACACACAAACACACUGCACACUGUGUCACAUUCUCACACACACACACACUGUGUCGCUCUCUCCCUCUCACACACACACAUGUAUCUCCAGUUAUCGUGUUAGGUUCUGUGUUCCUGGACUAGGCGCCAGAGCGGUUGCAUCAUACAGUAAGCAGACAUAGUGAUGAGAAGCGCUUUCAGCACACAGGAAAAAUAUAGAGGAAGGCAGAGACAACAGAUCAGUCCAAUAAAGAGUUGGGAGCCUGCUUACUGCAGUUGGAUUGACAGGAGUUACUAGUGGCUCCCACAAACUGUUUUGGAUCAUGAAACCCUGAUUUCCACCUGGAAUUGAUGAGCGAGGAGGAUUCUAACUGAACUGACACCUGGAAACUACUGUAGGAGACUUCUACAGACAGUUAGUGAAUGUGAUGAUGAAGCCACCCUGUUGGAGAGGUUGCACACUGAUCAUGAGCAUCAGAUGGGGAUAUCUUUAGACAGUUCAGGACUUCAUGAUGUUUCAUAUUCACUUAGCAGAUACAUAUGUACUGUAACCAUAACUCCUGUGCACCCCUUUGACUAUGUGUAAUACAUGUAUUUUGGCAUUACAGAAGAUAAGAAUCAGCUGAAGAUGUGUUAUCUGUGCAAACAAUAGGUGUAUUUAAAGAAAAUCAAUAGCAGUCUUACUGGCAUUGUUUGUGAUCGUGAUGAAUUCAGUUAUGUUAUGUUCUUCGUGAGCAUCACAACUGGAGUGUUAUCGAUGCUGAAUCAUUAUCAACUGCUGGAGAUGUAUCAACUGCACACUCACACCCUCCAUUCAUACAGGUUACAUUGGGAGUUUUAUAUUAAUGUUUUAAUACAUUUUCAACACUAUCAAAAGAAAGGAUAUACAAAGAGAUCACAAAUGUUUUCUUUCCAUAUGUAUUUUGUUUUUUAAAAUUGUAUUAUACUGGUAUUUGCUUUGUUUGGAAUAAAUGCAGGUAAAAAGAAGACAGAAAUCUUGUUUUCAUUUCAUUGAUCAGCCCCUUCUCCUCCUUCUUUUGAAUAUUUACCAACAUUUAGUAUUCUAGAAUGCUUUAAUUUAUUGAACAUUUUAUGUGUGUGUGUGUGUGUGUGUGUGUGUGUGUGUGUUGUGGGGUGUGUGUGUGUGUGUUAGCCGAUAAGCCCCUGCGGCCGCGUAACGUGCAGCUGACGUCGGUGGACAAGGGCCUGAGGGUAAGCUGGGAACCUCCCAAUGAGCUGGACGGUCGGCCGGUGGACCGCUACAACAUUGGCUACGGCAAGUCCAUGAGGACACUGCGCUUCAUCAAGGUGGACAAGGACAGACGGUCUGAGGUACUGGAGGAUGUAGGUAAGAGAGAGUGGCAAGAGAGAGAGAGAGAGAGAGAGAGAGAGAGAGAGAGAGAGAGAGAGAGAGAGAGAGAGAGAGAGAGAGACAGAGACAGAGACAGAGACAGAGACAGAGACAGAGACAGAGACAGAGACAGAGACAGAGACGAUUGAAACCAAAUGGGGAUAUCUCUUAGUCUGCUCUCUGCAGGAGCUCUUUUUCUCUCUGAGGUACAGACAGGCAGAGUGGAGCACAGAGAGAGAAUGUUAGAGAGACAGAGGGAGAGAAAGAGCGAGGUUUUGCCUAAACUACGGAGUGUGUUUCAGAGCCCGGAGUUCUGCACUUUCUCAAGAUGAGUGCCGAGAACGAGGAGGGGAUGAGCAAACCUGUGUACAGAGCAGAGACACCAGGAGGUGAGGUGUGUGUGUGUGUGUGUGCAUGUGCAUGUGCUUGCGUUUAUGCGUGUGUGUGCGUGUAUGCGUGCUGGCAGUACGUGUUCCACUGUAAACCAGAAGGUGGGAGACCUAUUUUAACACAUGUUGUUAAACGUGUAGUUUGGGCUAACAGUGUUUUUACAGUCACAACAAACCCCAACUAAAACAUGAGUACUGAGAGGCAGUAUCAGCAUAGUUAUUUUAGAUUUUUACUGGGGCAUUCUUUUUUGGGCUUUAAGGGUUUCUCUGGUUAUUCUUAAUCUCACCUUAUAAAACCCAAUUCAAGACCUGAAGUGUUUAUACACAUAGGCAGCAGCAGUUGCUGCAGUAUAAAAGCUACCAAGCCUGCUUUUGUCAUUAUUCCAUUUUCCUCUGAGCUUGGAGCUUGGCAUCACAGGGCUAUACUUCAUCAGCAGCCCAAGCGUGGGGCCAGCCCUUGUUUUCCCCUUCCAAUCUCAGCCUCGGUCCAAUAACCCAAACCCAUGUGUUGUGGUUAAUCACUGACUCUCUGUCUGUGUGUGUGUGCGUGUGUGUGUGUGGAGGGACCGGGAGGUGUGUGUGUGCUUGAGCUUGUGCGUGUGUGCGUCAAUGCGUGUGUGUGUGUCUGUGUACCCCAUCUGUCAAAGUUGUGGUUGCUCACUGCAUGUAUGUCUGGAUGUGUGUGUGUGUGUGUGUGUGUGUGUGUGUGUGUGUGUGUGUGUGUGUGUGUGUGUGUGUGUGUGUGUGUGUGUGUGUGUGUGUGUGUGUGUGUGUGUGUGUGUGUGUGUGUGUGUGUGUGUGUGUGUGUGUGUGUGUGUGUGUGUCGUGUUGUGGUCCCAGCGGUCUAUCCAACACUAUUCACAUAAAUCAGUGCAGACGCUUGUGUGUGUGUGCGCGCGCGUGUGUGUGAGACGAUGUGCUCCUUGCAGAUCGAUCUGUUCCCACAGCAUACUAGCAGCAUUAGUCACCGUAAAUAACACCAUGUUGCUUCUGCAUCAUUAAUGCGUCUGGCCAGACUUAGCGCUCUAUUAUAACAACAUGCCCAUAAUAUGACUUACGGAUGGAGAGGAAGAGAGGGAGAGAGGGAAAGGGAGAGAGACAGAAGGAGGGAGAGAGAUGGGGAGAAACAGAGAGAGAGAGAGAGAGAGAGAGUGACAACUUGACUGAAAUGUCUGUAACAAUAACAUCAUACUUUCCAGUACUAAUAAAUCAAAUCAAAGUUUAUUUGCCACGUGCCGAAUACAACAGGUGUAGACAUUACAGUGAAAGGCUUACUUACAAGCCCUUAACCAAUGCAGUUUUUAAAGAAAUAAAAAAAGUGUUAAGUAAAAAAAAAGAAAAAAGAAAAUAAUUAAAGAGCAGCAGUAAAAUAAAAUAACAGUAGCGAGGCUAUAUACAGUGGGGGAAAAAAGUAUUUAGUCAGCCACCAAUUGUGCAAGUUUGUCACGAUCGUCGAGGAGUGAAGGAGACCAAGGCGCAGCGUGUGAAACGAACAUGGUACUUUAUUAAGUUAAAGCACGACAAAACAACAAAUCAAAGCGACGAAUGUGAAGUCCAAUAGUGACAAAGACUAAACAGGAACAAUAACCCACAAUGCCCACAAGAAAACAUACAGAAUAAAUAUGGCUCCCAAUCAGAGAUAACGAGCCGACAGCUGACACUCGUUACCUCCGAUUGGGAGUCAAUGACCAAACCUAGAAAUACACACAACAGAACUACCAACAUAGAAACACACCCAAAACACAACCAACCGAAUACACCCUUACAACCAACCCCACAACAAAUACCCAACAAAACAAAUACACCCUGGCUCAAAUCCAAAAGUCCCGGAGCCAGAGUGUUACAGUACCCCCCCCUAAAGGUGCGCACUCCGGGCGCACCAGCAUACAGUCUCGGGGAGGGUCUGGGUGGGCGUCUGUCCACAGUGGCGGUUCUGGCCCUGGUCGUGGUCCCCACCCCACCUUAGUCACCACCCGCUUCCCUAGCCUCCUCCACAUGACCACCCCCCAAUUAAACCCCACUGGAUUAAGGGGCGGCACCGGACUAAGGGGCAGCACCGGACUAAGGGGCAGCACCGGACUAAGGGACAGUACCUGACUAGCUGGUUCUGGCGGAUCCUGGCUGGACGGCUCUGGCGGAUCCUGGCUGGACGGCUCUGGCGGAUCCUGGCUGGCGGAAGGCUCUGGCUGAUCCCGGCUGGAAGGCUCUGGCGGAUCCCGGCUGGACGGCUCUGGCGGAUCCUGGCUGGACGGCUCUGGCGGAUCCUGGCUGGACGGCUCUGGCGGAUCCUGGCUGGACGGCUCUGGCGGAUCCUGGCUGGCGGAAGGCUCUGGCUGAUCCUGUCUGGCGGAAGGCUCUGGCUGAUCCUGUCUGGCGGAAGGCUCUGGCUGAUCCUGUCUGGCGGAAGGCUCUGGCUGCUCCUGUCUGGCGGAGAGCUCUAGCGGCUCCGGUCUGGCGGACGGCUCUGAAGGCUCAUGGCAGACGGGCGGCUUUGCAGGCUCAGUACAGACGGGCAGUUCCUGCGGCGCUUGGCAGACGGACAGUUCAGACGGCGUUGGGCAGACGGGCAGUUCAGGCGCCGUUGGGCAGACGGACAUUUCAGACGGCGUUGGGCAGACGGACAGUUCAGGCCCCGUUGGGCAGACGGCAGACUCUGGCCGUCUGAGGCGCAUCGUAGGCCUGGUGCGUGGUGCCGGAACAGGAGGUACCGGGCUGAGGACACGCAUCUCAGGGCUAGUGCGGGGAGAAGCAACAGGGCAUGCUUGGCCCUGGGGACGCACCGUAGGCCUGAUGCGUGGUGCCGGAACUGGAGGUACCGGGCUGAGGACACGCAUCUCAGGGCUAGUGCGGGAAGCAGCAACAGGACGCACAGGACUCUGGGGACACACAGGAGGCUUGGUGCGUGGUGUAUGCACUGGUGGUAAAGGGCUGGAGACACGCACCAUCGAGCCAGUGCGUGGAGGAGACACCGGGCUCUGAAGACGCACAGGAAACCUGGUGCGAGGUGUAGGUACUGGUGGUACUGGGCUGGAGCGAGGAGGUGGCGCCGGAAGUACCGGACCGUGCAGGCGUACUGGCUCCCUUGAGCACUGAGCCUGCCCAACCUUACCUGGGUUGAUGCUCCCCGUCGCCCGACCAGUACGGGGAGGUGGAAUAACCCGCACCGGCCUAUGUGGGCGAACCGGGAACACCAUGCGUAAGGCUGGUGCCAUGUACGCCGGCCCGAGGAGACGCACUGGUGACCUGCUGCGUGGGACCGGCUUCAUGACAUCCGGCUCAACACUCAAUCUGGCCCGGCCGAUACGUGGAGCUGGACUGUACCGAACCGGGCUAUGCCUGCGUACAGGAGACACCAUGCGCUCAACUGCGUAACACGGUGUCUGCCCGUACUCUCGCUCUCCACGGUCAGUCCAGAGAGUAGGCGCAGGUCUCCUACCUGACUUCGCCACACUCCCUCUUAGCCCCCCCCCAAGAAAUUCUUGGGUAGUACCCACAGGCUUCCAGUCUUGCCUCCGUGCUGCCUCCUCAUAUCGCCGCCUCUCGGCUUUAGCUGCCUCCAGCUCUUCACGAGGACGGCGAUAUUCUCCCGGUUGUGCCCAAGGCCCCUUACCAUCCAGAAUCUCCUCCCAUGUCCAUGAAUCCUUUAUGGGUGGAUAUAAAUCCUGUGUAGGUGGAUCCUGUUGCCGCUUGACACGCCGCUUGGUCCUUUUAUGGUGGGUUAUUCUGUCACGAUCGUCGAGGAGUGAAGGAGACCAAGGCGCAGCGUGUGAAACGAACAUGGUACUUUAUUAAGUUAAAGCACGACAAAACAACAAAUCAACGCGACGAAUGUGAAGUCCAAUAGUGACAAAGACUAAACAGGAACAAUAACCCACAAUGCCCACAAGAAAACAUACAGAAUAAAUAUGGCUCCCAAUCAGAGAUAACGAGCCGACAGCUGACACUCGUUACCUCCGAUUGGGAGUCAAUGACCAAACCUAGAAAUACACACAACAGAACUACCAACAUAGAAACACACCCAAAACACAACCAACCGAAUACACCCUUACAACCAACCCCACAACAAAUACCCAACAAAACAAAUACACCCUGGCUCAAAUCCAAAAGUCCCGGAGCCAGAGUGUUACAAAGUUCUCCCACUUAAAAAGAUGAGAGAGGCCUGUAAUUUUCAUCAUAGGUACACGUCAACUAUGACAGACAAAUUGAGAAAAAAUAAUCCAGAAAAUCACAUUGUAGGAUUUUUAAUGAAUUUAUUUGCAAAUUAUGGUGGAAAAUAAGUAUUUGGUCACCUACAAACAAGCAAGAUUUCUGGCUCUCACAGACCUGUAACUUCUUCUUUAAGAGGCUCAUCUGUCCUCCACUCGUUACCUGUAUUAAUGGCACCUGUUUGAACUUGUUAUCAGUAUAAAAGACACCUGUCCACAACCUCAAACAGUCACACUCCAAACUCCACUAUGGCCAAGACCAAAGAGCUGUCAAAGGACACCAGAAACAAAAUUGUAGACCUGCACCAGGCUGGGAAGACUGAAUCUGCAAUAGGUAAGCAGCUUGGUUUGAAGAAAUCAACUGUGGGAGCAAUUAUUAGGAAAUGGAAGACAUACAAGACCACUGAUAAUCUCCCUCGAUCUGGGGCUCCACGCAAGAUCUCACCCCGUGGGGUCAAAAUGAUCACAAGAACGGUGAGCAAAAAUCCCAGAACCACACGGGGGGACCUAGUGAAUGACCUGCAGAUAGCUGGGACCAAAGUAACAAAGCCUACCAUCAGUAACACACUACGCCGCCAGGGACUCAAAUCCUGCAGUGGCAGACAUGUCCCCCUGCUUAAGCCAGUACAUGUCCAGGCCCAUCUGACGUUUGCUAGAGUGCAUUUGGAUGAUCCAGAAGAGGAUUGGGAGAAUGUCAUAUGGUCAGAUGAAACCAAAAUAUAACUUUUUGGUAAAAACUCAACUCGUCGUGUUUGGAGGACAAACAAUGCUGAGUUGCAUCCAAAGAACACCAUACCUACUGUGAAGCAUGGGGGUGGAAACAUCAUGCUUUGGGGCUGUUUUUCUGCAAAGGGACCAGGACGAUUGAUCCGUGUAAAGGAAAGAAUGAAUGGGGCCAUGUAUCGUGAGAUUUUGAGUGAAAACCUCCUUCCAUCAGCAAGGGCAUUGAAGAUGAAACGUGGCUGGGUCUUUCAGCAUGACAAUGAUCCCAAACACACCGCCCGGGCAACGAAGGAGUGGCUUCGUAAGAAGCAUUUCAAGGUCCUGGAGUGGCCUAGCCAGUCUCCAGAUCUCAACCCCAUAGAAAAUCUUUGGAGGGAGUUGAAAGUCCGUGUUGCCCAGCGACAGCCCCAAAACAUCACUGCUCUAGAGGAGAUAUGCAUGGAGGAAUGGGCCAAAAUACCAGCAACAGUGUGUGAAAACCUUGUGAAGACUUACAGAAAACGUUUGACCUGUGUCAUUGCCAACCAAGGGUAUAUAACAAAGUAUUGAGAAACUUUUGUUAUUGACCAAAUACUUAUUUUCCACCUUAAUUUGCAAAUAAAUUCAUUAAAAAUCCUACAAUGUGAUUUUCUGGAUUUUUUUUCCUCAUUUUGUCUGUCAUAGUUGACGUGUACCUAUGAUGAAAAUUACAGGCCUCUCUCAUCUUUCUAAGUGGGAGAACUUGCACAAUUGGUGGCUGACUAAAUACUUAUUUUCCCCACUGUACAGGGGGUACCGGUACAGAGUCAAUGUGCGGAGGCACUGGUUAGUCGAGGUAAUUGAGGUAAUAUGUACAUGUACAUAAUAUGUACAUAAUAGAAAGCUCACCUGUAUUUCAAAGACCCUAUGGUUUACCUGUGUAUGUUUACCUGUUCCCCAGGUGGUGAAUGGGUCAAACUGGAUGGCUUCGCAGUGGUGGACGGGGCACCUGUCAACGCAUCAUCUCCUGGUAACACCAAAAUGGAUAGUGUUCCUUCGCAUUUUAGUUUUAGACAGAGAAACAUAGCCCAGUCCCCUCUCUUCUCCCUUUGCUCUGAGUCUAUGCAGUGGCUCUAUCUAACCGAACCAAUGGUAUGUCUGCCCUGGCCCGUAGCACCUUGGAUAUCCAGGCUUCCAGGAAACACAGAGGCUGAUAUCUGGCAGUCGGAGGAUUGUUGAGUCGAUGCUCCUCUCACAUACAGACUUUGUCGUGCCAGGACCUCUCGUCCUAUCCUCCUUUAAUCCCAACUCCUAUGACCUCUAAUUUUAUUCACUUCUCCUCUUCUCAUCUCUCCCUCACUGAUCCAGCAAGUAAUAAAGUCCACUGACUAACCCUGUCUGACCCUAUCUUAUGCCCACAUCUACUCUGUCUGACUUGUCAGGACUGUAUCAACCACUGCUUUAUAGGAAUACAUUUACUCUGAGGGAAAGAAGACAGAGAGCCUUUCAUCUGACAAUGAUUAUGAGAUACAGAGGGAUGAGAGAUGAGGAGAAGGCAGGGAAAUGUUUUUCCUUAUGUUGCCCGUGCUAUCACUCGGCACGCCAGCGAAGCAAGGGAAGGGAGGUGAAGACGGAUUGGGGGAUUGUCUGGCUGUCUGUCUGAGAUGGCUGUCCAGGCUGGAGUCAGACAUCAUAUGAUUACACCAGGAAGUAAGAAGCAGGAAGUGGGAGCAUUGAGAGACUGUGUGGUCCCUGGUCCCUGUCUGUGUCCACGUUGUGACAUCUCCCAUGGUUACAGUGUCUCAGACACUGAUUAUUGGAGAGGAAGGGCUUUUGGCAAAGUAGGACAUUUGGGGAGUUUCCCUAAGUUCCCCAUGGCAUUUGAAACAUUUCAAAACAUAAUGAUGAGAUAGAAACUCAUAGAAGUGAUAAUAGCGUUUCUUAAGACUUGGUACUGGCCCUCACACAGUUACCUCAGCAUGUCAACCUGAGAUACUGUCCCUUAUGAUCUUACUCAACUUCAGCUGUAUUUUUCUCUCUCUUCCAGCUCGUCCAUCUCCUACUCCAGACGUGUGGCCCAGGCCUGACUCCCCUGUGAGUAUCCCUGUGAGGACAGGAACAGGAUCAGGGGUUGAUGGGACGGUGCGCCCGUCAGGCCUGACCUCUUCCAGGGGGCAGCAGAUCCGGAGACCUCCCCAAUCAUCCUCCGGCCCUCGUCAGCCAGAGAGGGCCAGGGCAGGGACACCCCUGCUGGACCAGAGGUCCCAACACCACCACCACACCCAGCCACAGGCUGACCAGAGAAACAUACACAACACCAAACUAGGUAAGAGCAUCUGGAUCUCUCUCACACUCUGUUUGCUCCUCAUUUAGAAUAUUAUUGUGUGAACAGUAUGUACAUUAUGUGUAGUGUGUCCAUCCAUAGUGUGUCCUAGUGUGUAAACGCUGGCCUAUGUGUCUGGUAUGUCCCUCUAUUCGUAGCGUCUGAGUCCAUCUAUGUGGUAUCACUGCAGGCACAGAGAGCCACGGGGCGGAGCGUGCCAAGCAACAGGGCCACCCUGACCAAAAAAACUCCCCCAGGUAGGUUAUACCUUAUGACCACCUUAUGAGCCUUUAUAACAUCUUUGCAAGCCUUUAUAACAUCCUUAGAAGCCUUUAUAACCACCCAUAACUACAUACAGCUGCGAGGAACUCAUCUUCAAGCAACACUCAAGCCACACACAUUUUAGAGUUUUAAACCAUUUCAACACCUCUCCCAAUAUACAGUAGCGAUGUAAAAACAGACUGCAUUUAAGGAAUGAUAGUAACUUCACUUAUUUUCAGUCAAUUCUCAACAUGAUAUCACAGGAAAACAUCAUCCUGGCACGUUUUUGGAAAAAAGGUAAAAUGUCACAGUAGCUGACAGGUUUUUUUCAGUACAUUGUGGUCAAUGGGAAAAGAUGAGUGUCACAGGGUUGAAAAGAUUAGUGUCACAGCGUUGAGUUUUUCUCAAUAUGUUGCAGUCAAUGGGACAAGAUGGGUGUCACAGGGUUGAUGUAUUUCUCAAUACAUUGCAGUCAAUGUGAAAAGACGAGUGUCAAAGGGUUGACAUUUUUCUCGUUUAUCUCAUGUCUGUCUCUCUCUCACUCCAUACCUCCUCUUUAUCCCCCCUCGUUCUCUUCUCUCUCCCUUCCCCUUCUUUCACCCCCCAUCACCCCUCUCUCACCCUCUCCCUCACUAACCCUUCUCUCUCUCCUCCUCUAUUCUCUCUCCCUCCUCCCUCCUCCCCCCUCCAUUCUCUUUCCCUCGUUCUUUCCCUACCUCCCCUUCCUCUCAUCUUUCCCUCUCCCUCCUCUCUCUCCCCUCUGUCUGUCUGUCUGUCUGUUGACUCCCUCUCGCCCUCUCGCUCCUCUCUCCCACAGACAGACAGACAGACACAGGCUGACAGACAUGAAGACACAGGCAGGCAGGCAGGCAGGCAGGCAGGCAGGCAGGCAGGCAGGCAGGCCAACAGGCAGGCAGUUAGGCAGUUAGACAGACAGGCAGGCAGGCGGGCAGGCAGGCAGGCAGGCAGGCAGGCAGGCAGACACAGACUGUUUCAAGUUUUAAAAAAUUGACCAAUAGCCCCUUCAGAAUUCAUUCAAGAAUUCAUAACAAGGCUCUUAGCUUCUUGAACUGCAAGACCAUUUCUUCCAAUGGAGGUCAAAAAUGCUUUUGGGUCUACUUCAAAUUUGCUGGGUCAUGAAGGUCCCCCGGUCAUAAAUAUGUAACAUUUGGGAAGAUUAAACCUUUUUAACCCUUCGAAACCACCCCUAUGACCCCUAAUUAAGUCACUUCCUGUAAUCAGACAGACAGACAGGCCGACAGACAGACAGACAGACAGGCAGACACAGACAGACAAACAGACUCAGACAGUCAGGCAGGCAGUUAGGCAGACAGACAGACAGACACAGUUUCAAGUUUCAAGUAAAAAAAAUGACCAAUAUCCUCUUCAGAAUUCAUUCAAGAAUUCAUAACUGUUUUUCUGUUUUUAUGGGUGAUUUGUGAUGUUUUAUUUUAUUUCAAUGUGUAGAUAUACAGUAUAUAAGGUAUAUUGGGAAUAAUGUGUAUAUUUAUGUCAUUUCCUGUGAUCAGACAGACAGACAGGCCGACAGACAGACAGGCCACAUCCCGGCUCAAUCCUAAGCAUAGCCUCAACCCUAAGCCUAACCCUAGCUUCAUAUCUCCCUGCUUAACCCUAACCCUAGUCCUCACUUCAUCUCCACAUCUUGGCUCAACCCUAACCCUAGCCACAACCCUAACGUUAACUUCUUGUCCACAUCCCGGCUCAACCCUAACUCCAAGAGCUGAGUCAAGAUGUGGAGGGCUAGGGUUAGGGUUGUUGCUAGGGUUAGGGUUGAGCCAGGAUGUGGACAGGAAGCCUGUCUGUCUGUUUGUUUGUCUGUCUCUCUGUCUCUCUCUCUCGCUGUCUGUCUGUGAGUGGAUCUGUCUGUCUAUCUGUCUGUCUGUCUGUCUGAAUCUUUCACCAACUUACCCAGCGUAGCUCUAUCACCAACCUUUUUGCCUUGAAUGCAAUGUAUUGACUUAAGUGUCAAUACCGUUGAAUCAUAUCUAUGCGUCAAUGUACUGUCUGUGGAGGUGGGGAAAUGGAGAGAGAGGUGGAGGUGGGAGAGAGAGGAGGGAGAAGGAGAUAAAGAUUAGAGGGAGGGGGGGGAAGAAGUUAAGAGAUAUAAUGGAGGAGGGAGAAGGGAGAGAGAGAGAGAGAAAGAGAGAAGGGAGGGAGGGAAAGAGAGAGAGAGGAUGGUAUCAUGUCUGUGAUGCCUUUCUCAAUGCGUCCAUGUUGUGAUGCAAAUCUUGCCCGAUUGAAUGCAAUGUAUUCACUUAGGCAUCAAGCCUGUGACACUCAUCUUCUCCCAUUGACUGCAAUGUAUUGAGAUAAACGUCAAUCCUGUGGCACUCAUCCUUUCCCAUUGCCUGAAUUGUAUUGAGAAAAACGACAGCUACUGUAAUAUUUUACCUUUUUUCAAAAGACAUUCCAGGAUGAUGUUUUCAGGUUGAUAAUGGGCUGCAAUUCUACUUAGACCUCUGGACCAUGUUUAGUGUUCUUUGUUCCCCAUGCAGAGCCUGAGGAGUAUGUGGCCAAAGACAUCGGUGUGAGGGUCAUGUCCCCUCAGUCUGUCCUCAUCAGUUGGGUGGACCCAGCCAUCGAGAUGGAGAAGGUCCUACCUGGUGGCUCCAGGUGAGAGUGGGCUCGUGUCUCUGUGUGUGUGUGUGUGUGUGCGUGCGUGUGUGCGCGUGUGUGUGAGUGUGAGUGUGUGAGUGUGUGAGUGUGUGAGUGUGUGAGUGUGUGAGUGUGUGUGUGUGUGUGUGUGAGUGUGUAAGUGUAUGAGUGUGUGAGAGAGGUAAUGUAUUUUCCUUUCUCCAGACACUACACAGUGAAGUACAGGGAGAAGGGUGAGUCUGCUCGAUGGGAAUACAAAGAGACCAACCAGAGGAGGCUGCUGAUAGAUACCCUGUCAGCUGAUGGGAUGUACGAGUUCUCCGUCCGAAUCUCCCAGGGAGACAACCACGGCAAGUGGAGUGUGUCCGUGUUCCAGAGGACCCCAGAAUCUGGUAGGUUGUCUUACUGCCUGUCUGAAAAUAUAGGAUAAACCCAAGUCUUACAUGUAAUGUCCCAUUUUUUAAGAGAGGAAAUGGCAUUUUCUUGAGAAUCAUAUGAGUCCUACAGUGUCAUACAAAUUAUCAUAGUUCUAACCGGUUUUGGCGUUCAUCCAUAUUUCAUUCAGAUUGUUCCCUUCAAUCAAUCCUUCAUGAAAACCUCUGCCAGUUUGUAGUUUCAAUCUCAUUGCUUUAUGUCAUAAUUCAGCACAGUUAACGUUUCACUCUCAUCCUCCACUUACUGAUCCUGGAUACUGGAGUCAUACAGUAUAUUUGGCUGCUCUGUCAUGAGCAUAGCAUUCGUAUUGUGCCAUAGCAAAUCCAGGCUCUGUCGUAGCCGGCCGCGACCAGGAGACCCAUGGGGCGGCGCACAAUUGGCCCAGCGUCAUCCAGGGUAGGGGAGGGAAUGGCUGGCAGGGAUGUAGCUCAGUUGGUAGAGCAUGGCGUUUGCAACGCCAGGGUUGUGGGUUCGUUUCCCACGGGGGGCCAGUAUGAAAAAAAAAUAUAUAUAAUGUAUGCACUCACUAACUGUAAGUCGCUCUGGAUAAGAGCGUCUGCUAAAUAAAAAAAAUAAAAAAUAAAAAUAGCUGCUUCUGACUGAGUAAGUAAAGGUUCAGGGAGAUGUCAGCGUUUACAGCCUGGCAUAUAACAGGACUUGAGUUUUUCACUACUGUUUCUGUUACAAGUAGCGUCUUUCCUUCUUCUGUUCUCCUUGCUCCUUUUUUCUCUCUCGGGAACACGUUAUUUCUCCUCCUUUUUUCCAUCCCUUUUUUCCUCUGUGUUCUUAAGCUCCCUCUGGUCCUCCGGAGAACUUUGAUGUGAAGCCACUGAGAGGGAAGGGAACUGCCGUCACGGCGACCUGGGACCCUCCCGAGGAACCCAACGGGAGGAUACGAGGUCAGAACAUGAGACUAUACCGCUCUGAUCAUUCAGCAGAUGACUUCACUGUAUCCCUCUUAUUAAUCAUUCAAAUAAUAUACAGUAUAUAUGUGUAGACAAAUAAACAUUUUUUUUUAAUUGCUUGGCCCCGCAAAUCAAGCUUGCUAAUCUUGGAGUUGAAUUAGAUGACAUGACUUUGGGGAUACUAUUGUAUGCCAAUGAUAUUGUCCUCCAAGCAGAGAGUGAGUUUGAUUUGCAAUGUAUGUUGAACACUGUCAAUCUCUGGUGUACCAAAUGGAGAUGAAUGAUUAACAAAGAUAAAACCCAGAUAAUGCACUUCAGAAAAAAGGGUACAGUAAGAAGUAUUAAUGACUUCACUUUUGGAGCAAGGGCCCCUAAACUACACUAGCUCACAUAAAUACCAUGGUUUCCUUUUUGAUGAAUGUAUGACCUUUGAAGAGGGUAUAAAGUCUUUAUCAGAUUCUGCAGGGAGAGCAUUGCUGUCUGUUGUAAGUAAACUGAAAAUCUGUAAAGACCAUGACUAUUGUACAUAUUCACAGCUCUAUAAUUUAUGUGUGUGUCCUAUCGUGAACUAUGCUGCUCGAAUCUGGGGUUUUAUAGAAUCCAAAACAGCAAACGAUAUUCAGAAUAGAGCCAUACAAUGUUUUUUGGGAGUGCAUAAGUUUGCCCCAAGCCUUGCUAUUCAAGGUGACAUGGGGUGGGAGCCCAGUGAAAUAAGACAGAGGGGUGAAAUGAUUAGGUUAUGGAAUAGACAUAAUAACAAACGAGCUUUUUAACUGGGAUAAAACACACAAUUACCCCUGGAGAAAGGAACUCAAUGCCAUAUUCAAGGAAGCUGAUCUACAACACAUAUUUCAAAACAAGUUACUAUGCAAUGUCAAUAUGAUCAAACACAAGUUAACUCUAAGCUACAAAGAAAAAUGGUCAACUGACAUAUGGCUAAAACCAAAACUCAGAACUUACAACCAGAUCAAAAACCACGAUCUAGAACCUUAUAUCACCUCUCACCUAACCAGAAACCAAAGGUCCUUGUGUGCUCAGUUGAGAACCGGGAUACUGCCUCUGUCAAUUGAAGUAGGUAGGUUCAAUGCCAUAGAUGAAAAAGAGUGACUAUGUACAGUCUGUGAUUUAGGGUAGGUAGAGAAUGAACUGCAAUGUUAUUGUACUUUGUAUGAUAAUUUGAGAGCUAUUACUGUUUGAUAAAAUGUUGCAAAGAAAACAGGAAUUAUUCUGGAUUAGAGAUGAAGAAAAACUUGAAUGGCUAUUUUAGGAAAGAUGUUUUCCUGGUUGCAAAUUUUAACUCCAAAGCUUAGAAGAUGCAACAAGAUAAGUAUACUUGAAAGGAUUUUGUUUUGUUUUCUCAAUUGUCUGUCACUACCGUAUAAACGUAUGUUUAUACUGUAUAUACACUGAGUAUACAAAACAUUAAGAACACCUGCUCUUUCCAUGACAGACCGACCAGGUGAAUCCAGGUGAAAGCUAUGAUCCCUUAUUGAUGUCACUUGUUAAAUCCACUUCAAUCAGUGUAGAUGAAGAGAUAGGUUAAAGAAGGAUUUUAAGCCUUGAGACAAUUGAGACAUGGAUUGUGUAUGUGUGCCAUUCAGGGGGUGAAUAGGCAAGACAAAUUAUUUAAGUGUCUUUGAACAGGGUAUGGUAGUAGGUGCCAGGCGCACCAGUUUGUGUCAAGAACUGUAACGCUGCUGGGUUUUUUAUGCUUAACAGUUUCCUGUAUGUAUCAAGAAUUGUCCAGCACCCAAAGGACAUCCAGCCAGUUUGACACAACUGUGGGAAGCAUUGGCGUCAACAUGGGCCAACAUCCCUGUAGAAAGCUUUCGACAACUUGUAGAAUCCAUGCCCCAACGAAUUGAGGCUGUUCUCAGGGAAAAGGGGGGUGGGGGGUGCAACUCAAUAUUAGGAAGGUAUUUGUUUAUUUUGCUACAGCAAAUACAGUGUCUUAUAAGCCCAUGUGGGCUGGGCAUCCUGAAGAUGCACAACACUACAAUAAUACAAUCAAUCAUGCAAUCAGUCACCAUAUUGACCAAUAUCACUCCAUCAGUUAAUCAAUUGAUCAAACUCCCACCUCAUUACUUAAUCAAUCCACCAACACUAAACAACAUUAUAUUCAGUUCUAAUAAACACAUACUGUACGUACAAGUAACUACCAAAAUAAAGGAAAAACUGAUAUAAAGUGUCUUAAUAGAGCGAUAUGCCACCACACGCCAGAACAGCUUCAAUGCAACUUGGCAUAGAUUCUACAAGUGUCUGGAACUCUAUUGGAGGGAUGCGACACCAUUCUUUCACUAGAAAUUCCAUCAUUUGGUGUUUUGUUGAUGGUGGUGGAAAACUCAGUCUCAGGCGCCGCUCCAGAUUCUCCCAUAAGUGUUCAAUUGGGUUGAGAUCAGGUGACUGAGACGGCCAUGGCAUAUGGUUUACAUCGUUUUCAUGCUCAUCAAACCAUUCAGUGACCCUGUGGAUGGGGACAUUGUCAUCCUAUUGUGGCAUAGCCAUGGUAGCCAAAAUAAAGGCCAAAAUAAUGGCCUUCCCAGAAUUUUUAUACAUGACCCUAAGCAUGAUGGGAUGUUAAUUGCUUUACUAACUCAGAAACCACACCUGUGUGGAAGCACCUGCUUUCUAUAUACUUUGUGUCCCUCAUUUACUCAAGUGUUUUCUGUUGGUGCCAAUAUGUAAUAUGAUCCUGGUCCUCCUCCCCUCAGAGUACAUCAUGUCCUAUGCUCCUGCCAUGAAACCCUUUGGGAUGAAGUCAGUGACAUACCGCGGCAGCACCACCUCAGCCAUCGUAGACGGCCUCCAGCCUGGGGACCGCUACAUCUUCAAGAUCAGGGCCACCAACAGGAGGGGCCAGGGCCCCCAGACCAAAGCCUUUAGCGUAGCCAUGCCUGGAGGGACUGGUAAGCACAUCUACUGUGUGUUUGUGAUUGUGUGUGAUUGUGUGUGUGUGUGUGUGUGUGGUGCGUGCAUGUGUGUGCCUGUGUACGUGAUGUUGGUUACAUUUCUAAUGUCCUAAUGGUUUGUACACUUAACUAAUACUCCAUCUUACCUGCCAGCCAGCAGUGUUGCCUCCUCGCCAACUCAUCACUCCAAGAGCCAAGGCGGCCGUAGAACCAGCUACACCCCCUCUCGGACGUCCAAACAGGACAGUUACCAUGACGAUGACAUCAACCUCCAAUUAGAAGACGUGACCAAGGAGCCGGCCACACCCACUCAGACCACAUCUGCCCCGCCCGCCACCAGACGGACACGCCCCCUCACCAAGACACGCUCCUAUCACAGCAUCUUCUCAGAUGUGAGGGGCACGGUCAGGAACGGGGCGACCAAUCAGCGACUAGGAGCCGGUACCUCUUCAGCCAGAGACAAGGGGAGAGAGACAGAAACAGAGGAUGAACAGGAGGAGAACAAAACAACAGAACCUACUCCAGAAGAAGAGGAGGAGAAGCUCACUAACGAAGAUAUGGAGGAGAAGAAAGAAGCAGUGACUCAGAACAAUGUUGUUCCUUCUACACCUGAGGAGGACAGGGGCUAUGUCAGAGGGAGAGGUAGAGGGAAGGAUGUAGAUGACAAAACAGAAGUUCCCUCAUCAGAGGGCUCCUCAUCAUCUAAACCCUCCUACCCUCUCCGCAAACCUCUCUCUGGCAGACGAAGACCAUUCUCCCGGACAUCAGGCUCAGGGACAGUGUCCCAGCCAAAGACACAGGAUUCAGAAAAGGACAGCGCCUCCUCAUCCUCCUCCUCAUCUUCUUCAUCUUCCAGCCCAUCCCCCAACCAGGAGUCUGCAGCCAUCAGGAAGGACGACAUUGUCACCAACUACCCAGAGGGCAAAAACACCUACGACCAGCCCAGUGUCACAGAGGCCAAACCCUCCACCUCAACCCCUGCCCCAGACCAGGCUGUCUCAGAGCCCAAAACCGAGGCACCAUCUGUGGGAAGAGGGUCUGCUCUGCCGGGCCGUGGAUAUGGUUAUGGCAGGCGGAAACCCGGGAUCCUGUCUCGAGGGAAUCCAAAUGGUCGAGUUCUGACUGGACUCCGCAAACCUGGGUCAGCCUCGACUUCAGCCGGCAUGUCCCAGUCCACUCUACCAACCGGAGGCAAGAUCCCAGAAACAUCACACACUCACGGCUCACACACUCCUAACACACAGCACUCAACACACCAUCAGGACAAUAACGACUACAAUGACUACAAAGUCACAGAGGCAGAGGCCACCAAAGAAGAAGAACCCACUUCCAGUUCCCGGAUCAUUUUCACUACACAUUCUUCUGAGGAGGACAGGAGACAGGACAAGAGAGAGGAGGUAGGGAGGGGAGACAGGACAGAGGAGGGAGGGAGGGGAGACAGGAGAGAGGAGAGAGGGAGGGGAGACAGGAAAGAGGAGGGAGAGAGGGAAAACAGGAGAGAGGAUGGAGGGAGGGGAGACAGGGGAGAGGAGGGAGGGAGGGGAGACAGGAGAGAGGAUGGAGGGAGGGGAGACAGGAGAGAGGAAGGAGAGAGGGAAAACUGGAAAGAGGAGGGAGGGAGGGGGAAGACCAACUACAACACCCCAGCUCCCCCUCCUUCCAAGACGCCUGCUCCCCCUGCCUCCAGGAUUAACCACUUUGUGAACCGGCACCAGAGCAGGUUUGGAACAGGGACGGGGAGCAGUAGCAGGUUCUCUUCCCCCCGGGCGGACGGGAGGGUUCCCUGGAGCAGGACAGCCUCCUCAUCCUCUGUUGGGGCAGGGAGACCCAUCCUGAGAGGAAGCCCCUCUAGGAUAGCUGCCUCGGGGGCAGCAUCUGCCUCAGGGGCAUCAAGGACCUCAGCAGUGCAGGAGACCAGUGAGGAUUCUAAAACCCCCUCCACCCUCUACCCGUUAAAGAACGGGGUGGGGGCUGGGGCACUUAAACCCUCUCUGCCCAACAGGAAUAGCAUUCUAGGUGGAUCUAGGAAUCCCAUCACCUCCUCUUCCUCUUCUUUCUCCUCUUCUAGUGGUCAUAGAGACUCCAGUGAGCCCGUCCACAGAGGAAGCAGCACCAGGGAGGACAGCAGUAAUGACCAUAAGGAGGACUAUCUCUAUGAGGGGAGUAAGGAGAUGUAUGAGUGGAAUGAGAAAGUCACAGACCCAACCCCCGCCCCCAAAACUACUACCACCACUACCACUACCUCAGCCCCCACUACCGCCCGCAGGGUGCCCCAGAGUGGGGCCAACGAGAGUGUGGACAGGAACCCCACGCCUAGUAGAACCAGGCCCGGUUUCGUCCCCGGUUCUACGCUCCCCCGCCGUCCCAUUAUAGGUCCCAACGGGAGGGUGCGAUCUCCCCUGCUCACAAACAGGCAGACAGGUUCUAGGUUCCCCCUUAGAGCACAACCAGCACAGAGCACACGAUUAGGUUCCUCUAUCCCAGACACAUCAUCUUCCUCUUCUUCCUCUUCCUCCUCUAGUCUGCCGCAACCAGACCACGGGGUUAGUGGGGGCGUUAGUGUUAGCACUGGAGGCUCCUCCCCUUCCCUCUCUCGCCCCUCCCUCAGACAGAUCUCCCCUGGAGGCAGCCAGGGGUCUCAGGGCUCCUCUUCCUCCUUACCAUCCUUGUCAUCCUCAUCCAGAGACUCUGUGGUGGGCCAGGGGACAAGGACACACUACCCCAGCCGGUCAGACCCCCUUCGCAGGGGUAAAACCCCAAGUGGAGGCCUCAAGCCCGGCUAUGCAAAUGGUAAAAAUGGCCGCCCCAAUCUCACAGCGACCAGUGACAAAGAGUCCAGCACAUCCAAUGACAACACCAAACCUAAUGGACGAAGGUACAUCACUGGGCCUGAUGGAGCCAAAUGGGUAUGUCUGUGUCUCGAUAUGUUUUAUUCCAAAGUAAAGGGGAUUGAAAGGAGACAGUUUCAUCGUUUCACCUGCAAUGUUAACCAUUAUGCAGACUCUCCUUAAUAUAAUGUUUCCCCAUGACAUAUGAGUCUUAUGUCCAACCCUGUGAUGUGUUCUAUUCUCCAGGUGGUGGACUUGGAUAACGGGGUCCUGAUGAACGAGAAUGGCAGGGUUCUCCAGGACUCUCAGGGCCAACCCAAGAGGGUGGUUCUAGGAGAGGACGGACGCACCAUCUUUGGUGAGAUACUGUAAACUAACCUUCUGUUAUAUUGAACACUGUUUCUAUGAGUAUUACAGGUCUACAUUCCUAAGAGCUUUAUAAUAUGUUGGUAUAUCAAGACGCCUCAUCUCCCCUAUUUAUUCCUCCUUAUGAGAAAGGGAGAUAUCACACUUAUAGUGAGGGAAAAAAGUAUUUGAUCCCCUGCUGAUUUUGUAAGUUUGCCCACUGACAAAGACAUGAUCAGUCUAUAAUUUUAAUGGUAGGUUUAUUUGAACAGUGAGAGACAGAAUAACAACAAAAAAAUCCAGAAAAACGCAUGUAAAAAAUGUUAUAAAUUGAUUUGCAUUUUAAUGAGGGAAAUAAGUAUUUGACCCCUCUGCAAAACAUGACUUAGUACUUGGUGGCAAAACCCUUGUUGACAAUCACAGAGGUCAGACGUUUCUUGUAGUUGGCCACCAGGUUUGCACACAUCUCAGGAGGGAUUUUGUCCCACUCCUCUUUACAGAUCUUCUCCAAGUCAUUAAGGUUUCGAGGCUAACGUUUGGCAACUCGAACAUUCAGCUCCCUCCACAGAUUUUCUAUGGGAUUAAGGUCUGGAGACUGGCUAGGCCACUCCAGGACCUUAAUGUGCUUCUUCUUGAGCCACUCCUUUGUUGCCUUGGCCGUGUGUUUUGGGUCAUUGUCAUGCUGGAAUACCCAUCCACAACCCAUUUUCAAUGCCCUGGCUGAGGGAAGGAGGUUCUCACCCAAGAUUUGACGGUACAUGGCCCCGUCCAUCGUCCUUUUGAUGCGGUGAAGUUGUCCUGUCCCCUUAGCAGAAAAACACCCCCAAAGCAUAACGUUUCCACCUCCAUGUUUGACGGUGGGGAUGGUGUUCUUGGGGUCAUAGGCAGCAUUCUUCCUCCUCCAAACACGGCGAGUUGAGUUGAUGCCAAAGAGCUCGAUUUUGGUCUCAUCUGACCACAACACUUUCACCCAGUUCUCCUCUGAAUCAUUCAGAUGUUCAUUGGCAAACAUCAGACAGCCCUGUAUAUGUGCUUUCUUGAGCAGGGGGAUCUUGCGGGCGCUGCAGGAUUUCAGUCCUUCACGGCGUAGUGUGUUACCAAUUGUUUUCUGGGUGACUAUGGUCCCAGCUGCCUUGAGAUCAUUGACAAGAUCCUCCCGUGUAGUUCUGGGCUGAUUCCUCACCGUUCUCAUGAUCAUUGCAACUCCACGAGGUGAGAUCUUGCAUGGAGCCCCAGGCGGAGGGAGAUUGACAGUUAUUUUGUGUUUCUUCCAUUUGCGAAUAAUCGCACCAACUGUUGUCACCUUCUCACCAAGCUGCUUGGCGAUGGUCUUGUAGCCCAUUCCAGCCUUGUGUAGGUCUACAAUCUUGUCGCUGACAUCCUCGGAGAGCUCUUUGGUCUUGGCCAUGGUGGAGAGUUUGGAAUCUGAUUGAUUGAUUGCUUCUGUGGAAGGGUGUCUUUUAUACAGGUAACAAACUGAGAUUAGGAGCACUCCCUUUAAGAGUGUGCUCCUAAUCUCAGCUCGUUACCUGUAUAAAAGACACCUGGGAGCCAGAAAUCUUUCUGAUUGAGAGGGGGUCAAAUACUUAUUUCCCUCAUUAAAAUGCAAAUCAAUUUAUAAAAUUUUUUGACAUGCAUUUUUCUGGAUUUUUCUGGAUUUCACUGUUCAAAUAAACCUACCAUUAAAAUUAUAGACUGAUCAUUUCUUUGUCAGUGGGCAAACAUACAAAAUCAGCAGGGGAUCAAAUACUUUUUUCCCUCACUGUACAGCACAAGACCAUACUGUUUUGUUUACACAGAUAGAUAACUGAUUGAUUGUUCUCCCCUGCUAGACCACCAGGGCAGCCCAUUGGUGAACCAGGAGGGCCAGGCUCUGUUUGGUCACGGUCGGGACAGCCAACCGGUGGUCAACCCCAAAGACAAGUUCCUGACCGUGGGUGGCAAACCCAUCAUUGGCCUGGACCGGCCUAAACCCAGGACCACAACCACAACCAGACCUCCUACUACAACCACACCUGAACCGACCUCGCUCCCAACCACCACUGAAAUGUCCACAGAGGAGACCUUGACCAUGCCGGUGUUCCCGACCUGUCCUCCAGGAACAUUUUUGAUCAGGGAUGAUGAGGGAUUCCCAAUGCUGGAUGCUAAUGGCAUCCUGGACUGUUAUCCUGAAGGCAAGUCUGACUAACGCUGACUAACGCUUCUGUAUGUACUCUCAUAUUACUAGUAGUGUUAUAGUAAUCAAACUAGUACUAUCAUAGUAGUAGCACUAGUAGUAGUUGUUGCUGUUCUAGGGCCAGUUUACCUGACCCAGAUUAAGCCUAUUCCAGAGGGGUGUACUAUGACGCUAGCUAGAUCUACUCAGGAUUUUAUGAAGCUAGCCAGCUUCAGUUAGCUUCAAAUUCCAGUUCAGGCUUCAUCCAUGUUACGAAGGAGGAUAUUUAUCCUAAAUCUUACGUUAACUCCAGCCAGGCUUGUAAAUGCAUUUGCAUGUCGCAGGUGGAUAAUCCCAGCGAGUCAAAAUACAUUUCAUUAAUAAAAGAUUGAAUCAGUCGCUACGCUAAAUGAAGGGGAUGAUGAUGCAAUCUUAGUGAGAGGGAGGGAAUCUGAUUUAAUUGGCCCUCAACUCGUGGCUCAGACAGUUAGCUCUGAGUUAGCCUUCCACGGAGCAAGUUAGAGCUGAACAAUUAUUGCCUGAAGGAUUCAAAAUGUACCUGGCUAAAAUGUGAGCCACCUUCGUGUCAACAGUUAUCCCGAGAUGAACUCAGAAUUGACCAAAGGUAGUUGCUAACUCCUCUAUCCCGCUUCUUAGUAUACCUCUCUGGACUUAAAUGCGCUUUCAAUUGAGAAUGAUUUUCAGUCCAGGACUAGGCUUAAUCUGGGCUUGUAUUAUCUAUUACAUUUUAUGCAGGCUAAAAGCAGUGGAUCAGAAUGGAGUCUGUCAUCAGUUAGUCUGUGAGCUGUUGUUGUUUACCAUCUCCAUAACAUCCUGACCAUAAUAAGUACGUCCUGUCUGUGGCCACAGAGCCCUGUACGAUCUGGCCAGGCACAGUCGAGAGAUGUCUUUCUUCAGAGACCACUGGAACCAGAUCAGGGCUUGCGUCCAAAUACUAUUUCAAAUCUUUCAAACAAUUUGAGCAUUUGCCUUAGCCUGCCUGGAGUUGGCAGGCUAAAGGCUGGUUUACAGUUGGUCUAUCGACAUGUGUAUAGACAGUUGUCGCAGUGACAUCAUGUACAUUCUAUUGUCGUCCGACAUCAAACUUGUCAUUGUCGUUAUGAAAAAGUGUAAACACAAAAACUACAGGCUGUAUGACAUCAGCCGCCUGGUGGUCAAAAAUAGCAUAACUGCUGUAUUUUUAACACCAAUAAACCCAUCUGUUUGAAAAUUAAUUUAGUAUAUGUCAAUCUAGCAAGCCAGGCAACUAAAACCAACUUUCUAAGCAAUGUUUUGGUUUGUUUUUAGCUUGUUAGCUAACUAGCUAGCUAGCUGGCUAGCCAUUUCAAAUAAUGACCAUAUCAUAGCUGACAACUUCUUAAAUUUAGCAAAUGUUUAUUCAUUAUUAUAGGAAAAUUAAUUCACAACAAGAUCGUUAUUUACAAGUUAAGGGCGAGCUAAUUACAGAAAAUAGCUUGUGAUGAGUGUGACAAAAUAAAAGCAGGGCAUUCUAUCGGAGAAUUUUAGAACUUGUGUGUGUCUCAUUGCUGUCUCAGUCAGGUAACCAUGACAGCGGACCCAGCAACAGGGUCAAAGUUGAACACUUUUAAUCUGUCUGCGACAAGGAAAAUGACAGUCGUAGCGACGGUCUACAGACAAUCCACCGGAGUAUAAAUUAAAGAUUGUUUAGAACAGCGAGACUUGUCGCAUUCUAAUUGUCUACAGAUAUGUCGAUAGACAAAGUAUAAACCAGCCUUAAAAUGGGCAGGGUUUGCAGUUUUGGGACUAUUCUAUUGGUGCCAUUAAGCCAGGCAAGCUCAGUCAGGCAAAGAUGAAGUAUUUUAAAUUAUUUGUUAUAGUAUUUGAACCCAGAUCUGACGGGAACCACAUCAGGGCCAGCCACAUCUGGCACUGACUGUGGUCAGGAUAACGCUGGGGCUGGGUAAAAACCCUAACCCACUCCCUGAGCUAAGCAGUCAAUCUCACUACACCACUAUUAUCUUUACCACAAGACACAUGAUUAACACACGCCCAAACACACUUUUAUGGCUAGACCUAAGUGUUCCAUAGGGAUUAACACAAUACAGACACAAAGCCUACAUUCAGACACAUACAUGUUAUUAGGCUCUUAUAGGGGUUAUUGUAACAAACACACACUCAAAGACAGACAGCCAUAAGUAAUAUGUUUUCCAAUGUAAUUAUCCUCUUUGCAAGUUUAAGGGAAUAACCAUCCCCAGUUGUGUUGAUUUUACAACAAGGCAAUUGAGAUGACUAAGAACAAAUAAUGGAGGAAAUACUUAAUUGUUAACUCAAAACAGUGCACCACUUUUUUCCACCAUCAACUUUAAACUUUGUACUGGAGCUAGAAAGCCAAGUGAGUGUUGCUGCGUGUUUAUAUGCUACCGGUCAAAAGUUUUAGAACACCUACUCAUUCAAGGGUUUUUCUUUAUUUUUACUAUUUUCUACAUUGUAGAAUAAUAGUGAAGAUAUCAAAACUAUGAAUUAAAACAUAUGGAAUCAUGUAGUAACCAAAAAAGUGUUAAACAAAUCCAAAUAUAUUUUAUAUUUGAGAUUCUUCAAAGUAGCCACCCUUUGCCUUGAUGACAGCUUUGCACACUCUUGGCAUUCUCUCAACCAGCUUCACCUGGAAUGCUUUUCCAACAGUCUUGAAGGACUUCUCCCAUACGCUGAGCCCACACCGCGUCUCACAAAGAUACGGCGGUUGGAACCAAAAAUCUCCAAUUUGGACUCCAGACCAAAGGACACAUUUCCACCGGUCUAAUGCCCACUGCUCGUGUUUCUUGGCCCAAGCAAGACUCUUCUUCUUAUUGGUGUCCUUUAGCAGUGUUUUUUUGCAGAAAUUCGACCAUGAAGGCCAUGAUUCUCCUCUGAACAGUUGAUGUUGAGAUGUGUCUGUGACUUGAACUCUGUGAAGCAAUUUUCCGGAUUGACUGACCUUCAUGUCUUUUCUCCUUGCUCAUUUGAGCUGUUCUCCACACACACAUACACAACUGAUUGGCUCAAACGCAUUAAGAAGGAAAGAACACCUGUUAAUUUAAAUGCAUUCCAGGUGACUACCUCCUGAAGCUGGUUGAGAGAAUGCCAAGAGUGUGCAAAGCUGUCAUCAAAGCAAAGGGUGGCUAAUUGAUGAAUCUCAAAUAUAAAAUAUAUUUUGAUUUGUUUAACACUCUUUUGCUUACUACAUGAUUCCAUAUGUGUUAUUUCAUAGUUCUGAUGUCUUCACUAUUAUUCUACAAUGUAGAAAAUAGUAAAAAUAAAGAAAAACCCUUGAAUGAGUAGGUAUUCUAAAACCUUUGACCAGUAGUGUAUUUGUGCAUAUAUUUGUGCCUUUUCAAUGUGUGUAUGUGUGUGUGUGCAUGUACAGUUGAAGUCGGAAGUUUACAUACACUUAGGUUGGAGACAUUAAAACUCGUCUUUCAACCACUCCACAUAUUUCUUGUUAACAAACUAUAGUUUUGCCAAGUCGGUUAGGACAUCUACUUUGUGCAUGACACAAGUAAUUUUUCCAACAAUUGUUGACAGACAGAUUAUUUCACUUAUAAUUCACUGUAUCACAAUUCCAGUGGGUCAGAAGUUUACAUACACUAAGUUGACUGUGCCUUUAAACAGCUUGGAAAAUUCCCCCAAAAUAUGUCAUGGCUUUAGAAGCUUCUGAUAGGCUAAUUGACAUAAUUUGAGUCAAUUGUAUUUGUACCUGUGGAUGUAUUUCAAGGCCUAUCUUCAAACGCAGUGCCUCUUUGCUUGGCAUCAUGGGAAAAUCAAAAGAAAUCAGCCAAGACCUCAGAAAAAAAAAUGUAGACCUCCACAAGUCAUCAUUGGGAGCAAUUUCCAAACGCCUGAAGGUACCAAUAGUACGCAAGUAUAAACACCAUGGGACCACGCAGCUGUCAUACCGCUCAGGAAGGAGACGCGUUCUGUCUCCUAGAGAUGACAAUACUUUGGUGCGAAAAGUGCAAAUCAAUCCCAGAACAACAGCAAAGGACCUUGUGAAGAUGCUGGAGGAAACAGGUACAAAAGUAUUUAUAUCCACAGGAAAAUGAGUCCUAUAUUGACAUAACCUGAAAGGCCGCUCAGCAAGGAAGAAGCCACUGCUCCAAAACCGCCAUAAAAAGAUAGACUACGGUUUGCAACUGCACAUGGGGACAAAGAUCGUACUUUUUGGAGAAAUGUCCUCUGGUCUGAUGAAACAAAAAUAGAACUGUUUGGCCAUAAUGACCAUUGUUAUGUUUGGAGGAAAAAGGGGGUCCUUGCAAGCCGAAGAACACCAUCCCAACCGUGAUGCACGGGGGUGGCAGCAUCAUGCUGUGGGGGUGCUUUGCUGCAGAAGAGACUGGUGCACUUCACAAAAUAGAUGGGAUCAUGAGGAAGGAAAAUAAUGUGGAUAAAUUGAAGUAACAUCUCAAGACAUCAGUCAGGAAGUUAAAGUUUGGUCGCAAAUGGGUCUUCCAAAUGGACAAUGACCCCAAGCAUAAUUCCAAAGUUGUGACAAAAUGGCUUAAGGACAACAAAGUCAAGGUAUUGGAGUGGCCAUCACAAAGCCCUGACCUCAAUCCUAUAGAAAAUCUGUGGGCAGAACUGAAAAAGGGUGUGCAAGCAAGGAGGCCUAAAACCUGACUCAGUUACACCAGCUCUUUCAGGAGGAAUGGGCCAAAAUUCACCCAACUUAUUGUGGGAAGCUUGUGGAAGGCUACCCGAAAUGUUUGACCCAAGUUAAAGAAUUUAAAGGCAAUGCUACCAAAUACUAAUUGAGUGUAUGUAAACUUCUGACCCACUGGGAAUGUGAUGAAAGAAAUAAAGCUUAAAUAAAUCAUUCUCUCUACUAUUAUUCUGACAUUUCACAUUCUUAAAAUAAAGUGGUGAUCCUAACUGACCUAAGACAGGGAAUUUUUACUUGGAUUAAAUGUCAGGAAUUGUGAAAAACUGAGUUUAAAUAUUUUUGGCUAAGGUGUAUGUAAACUUCCGACUUCAACUGUAUGUGUUUAUAGUGGUUUGUGGUCAUGCUAUAGCCUGUCUCGCUUAUCCUACAGAGGAAUCCUCAGGAAUGGAAACGGACUCUAUGGGUACGGUUGCCAUGGUGCCUGACGCUUUAGCUAUUGAGGAAGGUACCGGCUGAGUAAUGGCUAUGUACCGACAGCCACAGGGCUGGGCCUGCCUGCCUGCAUUGUUUCUUUUAAUGUUAAUCUAUCAGUCAAUCUGUUUGUUGACUUUUUCCUCUGUUUCAUCUUUACUUGCCUGUGGUCUUUGCUUUGUUUCUAUGGUCGGUUGUGUGUUUGUUUGGGUUGGGUUUGAUUUCCUUCCAUCAUCGGCUGUGUUUCUGAUGUUUUAUCUGGCCAACUCAACUCAACUCAACCUCUACAGUGCCUGUGAACUGCAUUACUAACUCAGAGAGAAUGCCCUGUUAUGCUCUACUGUACUGUUCUGCUCUGUGAUGUUGCUGCAUGUAAUGAUGACUUGUGAUGUUAUACACUACAUAACCAAAAGUAUGUGGACACUUUCUCGAUUCUCGAACAUCUCAUUCUAAAAUCAUGGGCAUUAAUAUGGAGUUGGUCCCCCCUGUGCUGCUAUAACAGCCUCCACUCUUCUGGGAAGGCUUUCCACUAGAUGCUGGAACAUUGCUGCAGGGACUUGCUUCCAUUCAGCAACAAGAGCAUUAGUGAGUUCGGGCACGGAUGUUGGGCGAUUAGGCCUUGCUCGCAGUCUGCGUUCCAAUUCAUUCCAAAGGUGUUCGAUGGGGUUGAGGUCAGGGCUCUGUGCAGGCCUGUCAAGUUCUUCCACAACGAUCUCGACAAACCAUUUCUGUAUGGACCUCGCUUUGUGCACAGGAGCAUUGUCAUGCUGAAACAGGAAAGGGCCUUCCCCAAACUGUUGCCACAAAGUUGGAAGAGCAGAAUCAUCUAGAAUGUAAUUGUAUGCUGUAGUGUUAAGAGUUCCCUUCACUGGAACUAAGGGGCCUAGCACAAACCAUAAAAAAUAGCCCCAGACUAUUAUUCCUCCUCCAUCAAACUUUACAGUUAGCACUAUUCAUUCGGCCAGGUAGCGUUCUCCAGGCAUCCGCCAAACCCAGAUUUGUCCAUUGGACUGUGAGAUGGUGAAGCGUGAUUCAUCACUCCAAAGAACACGUUUCCACUGCUCCAGAGUCCAAUGGCAGUGAGCUUUACACCACUCCAGCUGAUGCUUGGCAUUGUGCAUGGUGAUCUUAGGCUUGUGUGUGGCUGCUCGGCCAUGUAAACCCAUUUCAUGAAGCUCCCGACGAACAGAUCUUGUGCUGACGUUGCUUCCAGAGGCAGUUUGGAACACCGUAGUGAGUGUUGCAACUGAGGACAGAUGAUUUUUACGCAUUACGCGCUUCAGCACUCGGCGGUCCCGUUCUGUGAGCUUGUGUGGCCUACCACUUAACGGCUGAGCCGUUGUUGCUUCUAGACGUUUCACUUCACAAUAACAGCACUUAGUGUUGACCAGGGCAGCUCUAGCAGGGCAGAAAUUUGACGAACUGACUUGUUGGAAAGGUGGCAUCCUAUGACGGUGCCACGUUGAAAGUCACUGAGCUCUUCAGGACUGGCCAUUCUACUGCCAAUGUUUGGCUAUGGAGAUUACAUGGCGGUGUGCUUGAUUUUAUACACCUGUCAGCAACGUGUGUUGCUGAAAUAGCCGAAUCCACUAAUUUGAAGGGGUGUCCACAUACUUUUGUAUGUAAAGUGUAUCAUGUCAUGUUAUGGUAUACUGGUAAUGCAUGGUCAUUCAUGGUUUUAGUGAAUGGGGGAACUGUGAUUUAUGUUGUGUUUGGUAAGCAUACGCCAUGAUGUUAUAGUUUGAUUAGUGCCAUGAGAAAAAUAUUGCUUGUAUAUGCACUGCUUGACAAAUUGCAUCACAAUAUUUUCAUAGUGUUUCCCUGCAAGGCUGUGUGUGAGGCACAUGAUGGUGUCAUGCAGAGGUCCGUUGGCACUCCACUGGCCAGAACUACUGGUGCUGCUGGAAGUAACUAAUUGAUUUCACUGACUUAAUCCGUACACAUUUGUUAGGCUCAGAACCAUGAACAUUACAGUAAUCUACUGUGAAACGGGCAUGAUGUUCAAAAGCCGGUGCAUCAAGGUCAUUUCCAAUGAUAUCACACUCAUUUCAAGAGCUAUUGCAUGCUUAUUACAUGCCAAUUACAAAGGCCUAGUGCUACAUAGCAAAAUGUCACACAGACUAAAUUCAAUGGUAUUUGGAUUUAGUUUGUGAUGGUCAUGCCUUCACUUCUCCCUUUUUUCUUCUAGAUGAGUUGUUGUGGCAGACCACCCUGCCCCCCACGCUGCCCCCCACCACCGCCACGACAGACCCCCCCAACCCUGAACCAGACACCAGGCCCUUCAACAAUAGCCCCUCCAAUGAGUUCGACCUCACCGGGAAGAAACGCUUCACAGGUAGGCUACGGUAUGGAGAAAAGUGAUAACUGUAGUAUGUGCAAUGUGUGUGAGCAGGGAGUGUGCGUGUGUGUGUGUAUUCUUGUGUGUGUGUGUGUGUGUGUGUGUGUUUGUGUGUGUGGGUGGGUGUAUGUGUGUGAGCUUGCUUGCAUGUAUGCGUGCCUGAUCGCGUGCGUGCACCUCACAUGCACGUGGGUGUGUGCUUGUAAGUGUGUUUGAGCUGUUUUGUGUUUGAGUUUGACAAACUAUCUUUCUUGAUGAAAGAUACCACUUGCAGUUAUUUCAGCAUCACCGUCUAAGAGCUUAACCUUGUCAUCUGUGGAUUUAGACUUUACUGUUUAGAGCUUAACCCUGUCAUCACACAGGUCUGGCUUUAUACUGCAUUACCAUUAUCUAUAUGAUGGAUCUCAGUUUAAACUGAGCUUAACCUCUUCAAGCAUAUAGUAUAUCUCACUUAUUGUAAAUGAGUGAUCAUCCUGUCUUUCUGCAGUGUUCUCAGUAGUGAGUGAUUACAUUUGUUUUUGUGGGUUAAGAUUCUGUGAAGUCCCUCUAAAUGCCAAAGAGAAAGGCAGUUUUUCGUAACAUAAAUAAUGUUGAUCCAGGCAUCCAGCUGAAACACGUGUGUGUUUUUGUGUUUGAUUGAGUGAACAUGCUCCCAUUUUAACCCUCCCGUUGUCCUAGGGUCAAAAUGACCCGCCACUGUGUUGAACCAACUUUAUUUAAUUUUUAUAUUUUUUGGAUCAUUUGUGAGAAGGAGGCAGUGAUACUUUCUUUAAAGUCUCACUGCCUCCUUCUCACAAAUGAUACCAAAAAUAUAAAAAUUAAAUAAAGUUGGUUCAACACAGUGGCGGGUCAUUUUGACCCUAGGACAACGGGAGGGUUAAGUGUGUGUGUGUGUGCUUGUGUGCAACACGUGUGUCUCAGCCCUAUAAAUAAUUAUAGUCUAUUUGGUGUGUGUUCUGUUUUCUUUCACAUGGGAGAAAUUAACUCUGUCUCUCUAUCUUGGCUCAUUCAGUUGCACAUCUUAAAUACAUUCACAGUGCUUGACUAGCUCAUAUAUUUACAUGAUUACCCCUGGGCCAACGAAAACACUUUUAGGUGAGUGAGUGCCAUCAUUGCAUUGGUCUGGCAGAACCAUCAGAGGAGUUGUAUCUUCUAUUAGCUAACAGAUGAUAACCUGAAAUGACCUCUAAUGUUGUUUCACCCCUCUGUGACCCUCUCCUGCAGAGAUUGAGGGUCAAUCAUGGUCCUGGAGAGCUGUCCGCAUUGUUUACUGGGUUUUGUUCCAGCCCAAUACUAACACAGCUGAUGAAACUAAUCCAGGUCCCUAGAUUGAAGAGCAUGAUUAGUGUUAGUGCUGGGCUGGAGCAAAGGCACACUAGGGUUGCCAAACUUACCUUCUCUGGUCAACUUACCUGGUCAUGCCUUGGGUGUACAUAAUACAUGGGACUGGGUCUGUGUGUAAAGUGUCACUAUGACAGGUCAGAGAUUUGGAGACAACGGAGUCAGUUGAGAAUGUUGUUCCUAGAACAAAUGGUCGCACUGUAGGCCUUUGUACUUCCCAAUGCCACUCGACAGUUCAGGGUCCACAUGACAUUGGUCUGAGUGGACUGCCCUGACAGGACGGGGGUGACCGAUAACAUAGAAAGCUGUGAUGUCAGCCGAGGUCAGUGAGUGUUCUGAAAGGCGGGCUGAACUGCCUGAUAAGCCUUGGUUUCAAUUCUCCUCAUUAGGAAAUGCGAGAUUUGGGUUUUGGAGGUGUGCUUUGAUGUGGUUGUCCCUUGCGUGUGUGUUCGAACCUGGGAAGCGUUUGUACUUUCAUUCUUUCAUUCUAACAGUACACUGUUACAGUCACUCACUGUUCUAGAUAACUUGAAACAGUCUAACCAGGUCUUGUGUCUGAAAGUAGCCUAGACUAGCUAGCAAGCUAGCCAACUUCUUUCACCAGUUAGCUUCAGUCAGCUGGUGUACAACGGUGGCAAAGUUGGUUUGACUUUUGAUAGCCUAUCUGUGGGGCUAGUUAGGGAUCAUCAAUAAAUUAUACAAUGUAAAUGGAACAAUAUUUUCAUUUUGCAAACCUUUUAGUUGUCUCAUUAAAUGCUUUCAAAAUGUGUAUAUGCAUUUCUACAAUUUACAGUUGCUUUGAGGUUUUUAGGCCAUUGACAUUUGGAGCUAUUGACAUGAAAAAAAAAAUUCCCAUGUACAUUGUGUAAUUUACUGAUGGUCCCUAACUAGCCCCAUAGGGAUUUCGAAUGUCAAACCAAAUUGACCAUGGGCAUUACGAUCAGGUCGCAUGUAGCUGUGCUCCGAUUUGAUGAUUACUUGGGUGCUGCCAGCUGUGGGCAUGUGGGCAGGAUUGAAAUAAACCCAACCCAAGGAAAGCUAUUACGGUACCCUUCAUUCCGUGACAUGCCAUUUUUUCCAAAAUAUCUCGCAAAUCUCUGUUUUGGACGAGACUGACACUAUGACCAAAAUUACCCUAUUUGCACUUUGUAGUCAAUUUUGAAACUAGAACAAAUGUUUCUGACUCAUAUCAAUGCCACAUAGGCCGUUUUCAAAAGGAGAAGUUGCUUACUACGUUCAGUUGCUUUUGAAGCAUCCUGCUGUCUCUUUACUGCUCUAAUGUGCUUGCUUUGGCCUCGUCUGUCUCUUCCUGUCUGCUCCAUCCACAUCCACUCCUAUGGCUUAUUGCCUACCCCUGAGUUAGGCAGUACCACCAAUUGGAACACAAUUGGUUCCAAUUGUUUGGUUGGUGCACGAUGCUUGCAACACCAGAGCCAUUUACACUGAAUAUGCUGUAGGCUUAUGUGUUGACAGCUUUGGAUGAAAGUCUGCUAAAUUACCAUAUUUUUACAAUGUUAUUACAACAUUGGCCCCUGAACCAGGUCAUCUAAUCCAGUUAAACGGUUUCUGUGACGAUCCUGUGAGCCGAGGCCGGCAGACGCACAGCAAACACAUCUGAAGCUCAUUACAUCCAUGAAACAAAUCCUAAGACAGAAUGAAAUAGAAUAAGAAUAACAGUGAAAUAAAGAAAUAAUAUGAAACCCGCUGAUAUCAGCAGUGAGAGAAGAGGUCCCUGACGGCCAGACAAGGAGACAUCCUCUCACAUAUUUAUGAGUUUAAUAUAUCAGAUCCAACACAGCAGCCAGCUUUCUGACACAUCCACCAUUCCUCUAUCUGGAGGGGGUUUGACCAUGCUAACUUAAUUGACCAAUCGUGUCAGUCAACUGUACUGGCGCCAGCCAAAGGCCUUUGAGUUCCUCUUCACAGGCAGACACAUAUGUUAUCUGAAGACUCAUAUAGAGCUUAUGAUGUAAGUCAAUGGAGCAUUUCAAAAAGGAAGAAGAGUAUAAAGUUAUCCCUUCCCUUAUGUUCGAUUCGGCUUACACCGUUUAUGUUCUGGGUCAAUUUCAUAAAUAUAUGAUUUUAACCUCUCAAUGUAUUUUCCAGUAGCUGAGAAUGUCGUAUUUCAUAUGCUUUCCCCCCUGAGUUGAUAGACCCAACUGUUAAAAAUGUAGAGCCAAAUGUUUGACUACUGUACCAAAUUCGUAAAUCAAUCAAAUUACUACAUUUUCUGACAUUUCUGACAUUUUUUGCUAGAAUUCAGAUCACUGUCCCUCAGCCUCUGAACAUCACAGGGAAAACAUACUUAUAUCCUUGUGAUCAUCAUGGAUAGAUAUUUACUGCACAGAAGACCAACGACAAAGGUCAAGGUCAAAGGUCAAGGUCAAAUUGUCAUGAAGGGGUAGUGUUGAUCAGUGUUGAUCAGCCUCUCAGCAUCAUAGGGAAAUUAUAUGUACACUUAUAUCUACAGUAUGUUAUCAGCAUGGUUGCACCAUUCCUGUCCAGAAAUCAGCUUGUUUCUAGGACAAACUGUUCGAAAGUUAUAUACAUCAAGGUCAAGGUCAAAUUGCGGGUUUAAAUUGACCCAGAACAUUAUGGAUGUCACUAUUCCGGUACCGGGUCAAUUUUUUUGUUUUUCUUUUAAAUUACAUGUUUUGCAAGUUUCAGACCCAUACUUACUGUAGGUAAGUAGAUGAAGGGUCAUUGUGGGAAAAUUAUGUGAAAUAGUAUUUUAGUGAUUUCAAACUCUGUUUUCCGGAACAUAAAGGAAAGGGUUAAAAGCACUCCAUCUGCUUCCUCAGAAUGUAGUAGAUCAAAAGAUAGAUAUAGAAAGACUAUAGAAGACACAUGUUCAGAUCUCAAAAGUAAGAUACCAUGUGGAAACAGACACAUGUAUACAUCUAGAAAAGCACAUAAAAAGACAGACACAUCUGUGUCCAGAUGUGUAGCUAUAAGAACAUUAUGAGAUGUCGGUGAAAAGUUCUCAACUCUAUGCUAUAAAAAAAAAAAAGGAGAGUAGAAGCCUUUGAGGACAGUAACACUUGUAGCCCUGUUGGCCUGUGUCUGUUGGCUACAGUUGCCUGUCCCAAGUUGUGUGGUGGGGUGGGACUGAGUCCAGCCAAAUUCCCAUUCCCAUCGGCAGCCCAAUCAGACUGAGAAUUCUGGGAGUUCUGGAAGUGUUCACAGCUGUGUAUGGAUCCAACUGGCACUAGCUCCCACAAACACAGAGACGACAGAAAUACAGACAAACACAGACAGAAAAUCACCCGACGAGGAAGAAAGAUGGGACCAGGGGUCUCACACGACCUCUGACUUCUCCUGAACUCCUGACAAACAGAGGGACUCCUAAUAGACUGAGUUAUAAACUGAAUAGAUUGUAAUAUGAUACUUUAUUGUCCACCAGCAGAUGUUACAACAUUGCCUUCUUGUAUUAGAGCCUCUAUGCAGUCUUUUUAAUUAAAUCAUUUUAAAUCAUCACUGUAUGUCUAAAUCAUCAUUUCAUAAAAAUAACUCCAAAUGUAUUUUUUAUCAUUUAUUUCCCUGAGCGUCCUUUUGCCAUUGAAAUGCUCAGGCUGAUCGUGUGGGCGUGUCGAUGCAAAUUUAAAGACAGUAUAUUUACAUACACAGCCCUGAUUGCGGAUAGGGUCGUCUAGACUCUAGAGCCUACCCCGCCUAACCCUUCAAAGUAGUAGGAUACAUAAGCAAAUAAAAGAUGACUGGUCAGAAUAAUCAGAUCAGAUUGUGAUGUCAUGAUCUGGGCUAAAAACUCCAUCCCACCUGAACAGAUUGAAAUUCCAGGCAUUUUCUUCAAACAACUCUUACACAAAAACGGCAUUAUCAUAAUUUUCACAAUUUCAGAGUGUUAUUUCAACCUCAUAGUGUGGAAAUAUCAUGGAAAAAAACAGGAAAAUAAUGUAUUUAACCGCACUGCCUCUUUAACAUAAUUAUUUUAGUGUUUAAUGUAGACCAAUGAAAACCAUAGUGCUCUCCCACUAUGGUUGGUGCGUAAAACCAACGAAAAUGUAAUAUAAUUGAUCAACCAUCUUGCUGCUUUCCCAUCCCUCCUUGCCAUCCCUCCCUCCAGCUCCGUACGUGAACUUCAUCCAGAAGGAUCCGGGCGCUCCGUGCUCGCUGACGGAGGCUCUGGAAUACCUACAGGUGGACGUCCUGGAAAACCUGUUCAAGAAAGACAGCCUGGCUACCAAUCAGAAACAGCCGCCCAAGAACAAGCCCUACAACAUCACGGUGGUCGCCAUGGAAGGCUGUCAUUCAUUCGUCAUCCUGGACUGGGCCAUCCCACUGAAGGAUGACAUGGUGUCAGGUGAGUGGACCACAAUGUCACGCAGGGUGACUAGCAAGCUUGGCCACAUAGCGGGGUGUACUGUAGAUAAAAUGUGAGAUGUGUGAAAAGUAUUCUGUCAGUGCUUCAAGCAGUUAGUGUGCACUUAUACUGCAUUUAUUCUGAUCUUUCUUUCAGUAAUUGGUAUUUUGACCAAUCAGAUCAGCUCUGAAAAAGAUCUGAUGGGAAAAUAUCUGAUGUGAUUGAUCAAAAGACAACUUAGUGGAAAAAAUAUCAGUAAUUGGAUGCCUGUGAAAAUGCAGCCUAUGUCUGACUUCAACUUUUCUUUCCUGACCCAUUUCUUAUACUUUUCAAAGGAUCAUAGCAGGUCAGCAGACAUAAUCUAACUGGUUGUUGAUGUACUAGUCAGCUGCUAGUUAUAAUUUUAGGGAGUCACCCGACCCCCAAUGUUUUAGACAUCAAUAACUGAGUUUUGAGUACUGUAAAGCUAUAUUUGACCCCUCCCCAGCCCCAGCCCAUGGGGUCUAUGACAGGGAGAUUCAUAUCUAGAGGGAGAUCGAGGGAUCCAGUGUAUAGUGAGUGUGACUUGUGGACAGUGCUUCAGUCAGAGACAGGGGUUCAGUCUUCCAGAGAGAAGCUGUGUGUUGUCUUUGGCUGGCCAACAGAAGUUCCUUGUCCUGGAGUGGGCUGGGCCAUUCUCUGAUGUCUAAACCAUAUAGUAUCGCAGACCCGCACCACUUUCUCUCUCUGUCAAUCUCUCUUCCCCAGUAUUUCGAUAUCACAGUCUGUGCAGUCUCUCUCUCUCUCUCUCUCUCUCUCUCUCUCUCUCUCUCUCUCUCUCUCUCUCUCUCUCUCUCUCUCUCUCUCUCUCUCUCUCUCUCUCUCUCUCUCUCUCUCUCUCUCUCUCUCUCUCUCUCUCACUCUCCUGCAUCUUAUUCUCUCUCCAUCUCUCCAUUUUCCCACCCCCCUAACACUUGCUUUCCCAUUUCCCUCUUUUUCUCUCAUGUGAUUUUCCAGAUAUGUUGCCAUUUGUGAUACUUAUCCCCCUCUCCUCUUCUCUUGUCUGUGAUUCAUGUUGGUUGGUGUCAUUUCCUAUUUAGCAUAAUCACUGCGCUAUUUGUUAGCAUAUUCUGCAGAUGUCCAUCCCAUAUGAAAAAAAAUACAUUUCAAUAUACUGUAUUUAAAAUCUUUGCUAAAAUGCAUGCAAUGUCUUAAAAUGUAUUCUAGAGAUACAUUUGCUCAAAUGCAUGUACUGAAAUGUCUGACAACAUUCCAGAAAUGCAUGACUAUGACAUCUAGUCUACAGGGUGGCAAAAGUGGUUCCUAAUUAGGCUUCUUAAAUUACUCUUUACGUAUUGAUCAAUGGAGAUAAUUUUUGGGGCCACCAAGCCAAAACUUUGUCAGUGAUAUACGUAAUUUAAAUUGUGAUGGUCAAUAAAACAAAUCUGUUUGAUUUCACCUAAUUUUUACAUUCUGUCAUAAAGAGCACAUCUUCAACUUUAUAAAAAACUAGUUUUCCCCUCUUUAAUAAAAAGUAAGUGACUAGUAACUCUUUUCAGCUUAGUUAAAUAAUGAAAGAAAACCGGGCACUAGGCAAAAAAGUAAUAAAUUGUUGUUUAUUGUCGUUGUUAUCGAUUUGAACAAACUAUACCUUGUACAAUGCUCCAUAAUAUGUCAACGUGUAGGUAUGGGCUUUGCACUUCCAAUGAGUUGUGUUAUAUGGCUCUACAGUGUUUGGUUAGUGGUGUUAUGGUGUGUUCGUAACCAAGUGGGAAGUGGGAAUUUAUCAAUCUGUGAAAAAUCCACUUGAACGGUAAUUACUAGUUAAAUCGGCUAUGAAUCCCCUUGUGACAGGGGGAAUAGAAGCUUGUUGUGUGCAACAGGGAGGGGCAAUUGAAUGUAAGAUUUAAAAUAAAAUCUAAAUUGUUUAAACAUUGCUAGCCUAUCUAUCUAUGGGUAACAGGGUUGACGUGUUAUGCUCAACCCACUCAGUUUUUCACCACAAAAUGCCAAAAAGAGUAGAACCAGCUCACCUACGGUUUUCCUACUUACAAAGCAUGUAGAGGUCUGUAAUUUUUAUCAUAGGUACACUUCAACUGUGAGAGACUGAAUCUAAAAAUCCAGAAAAUCACAUUGUAUGAUUUUUAAGUAAUUCAUUUGCAUUGUAUUGCAUGACAUAAGUAUUUGAUCACCUACCAACCAGUAAGAAUUCCGGCUCUCACAGACCUGUUCGUUUUUCUUUAAGAAGCCCUCCUGUUCUCCACUCAUUACCUGUAUUAACUGCACCUGUUUGAACUCGUUACCUGUAUAAAAGACACCUGUCCACACACUCAAUCAAACAGAAUCCAACCUCUCCACAAUGGCCAAGACCAGAGAGCUGUGUAAGGACAUCAGGGAUGAAAAUUGUAGACCUGCACAAGGCUGGGAUGGGCUACAGGACAAUAGGCAAGCAGCUUGGUGAGAAGGCAACAACUGUUGGUGCAAUUAUUAGGAAAUGGAAGAAGUUCAAGAUGACGGUCAAUCACCCUCGGUCUGGGGCUCCAUGCAAGAUCUCACCUCGUGGGGCAUCAAUGAUCAUGAGGAAGGUGAGGGAUCAGCCCAGAACUACACGGCAGGACUUGGUCAAUGACCUGAAGAGAGCUGGGACCCCAGUCUCAAAGAAAACCAUUAGUAACACACUACGCCGUCAUGGAUUAAAAUCCUGCAGCACACGCAAGGUCCCCCUGCUCAAGCCAGCGCAUGUCCAGGCUCGUCUGAAGUUUGCCAAUGACCAUCUGGAUGAUCCAGAGGAGGAAUGGGAGAAGGUCAUGUGGUCUGAUGAGACAAAAAUAGAGCUUUUUGGUCUAAACUCCACUCGCCAUGUUUGGAGGAAGAAGAAGGAUGAGUACAACCCCAAGAACACCAUCCCAACCGUGAAGCAUGGAGGUGGAAACAUCAUUCUUUGGGGAUGCUUUUCUGCAAAGGGGACAGGACGACUGCACCGUAUUGAGGGGAGGAUGGAUGGGGCCAUGUAUCGCAAGAUCUUGGCAAACAACCUCCUUCCCUGAGUAAGAGCAUUGAAGAUGGGUCGUGGCUGGGUCUUCCAGCAUGACAACGACCCGAAACACACAGCCAGGGCAACUAAGGAGUGGCUCCGUAAGAAGCAUCUCAAGGUCCUGGAGUGGCCUAGCCAGUCUCCAGACCUGAACCCAAACGAAAAAUCUUUGGAGGGAGCUGAAAGUCCGUAUUGCCCAGCGACAGCCCCGAAACCUGAAGGAUCUGGAGAAGGUCUGUAUAGAGGAGUGGGCCAAAAUCCCUGCUGCAGUGUGUGCAAACCUGGUCAAGACCUACAGGAAACUUAUGAUCUCUGUAAUUGCAAACAAAGGUUUCUGUACCAAAUAUUAAGUUCUGCUUUUCUGAUGUAUCAAAUACUUAUGUCAUGCAAUAAAUGCAAAUUAAUUACUUAAAAAUCAUACAAUGUGAUUUUCUGGAUUUUUGUUUUAGAUUCCGUCUCUCACAGUUGAAGUGUACCUAUGAUAAAAAUUACAGAUCUCUACAUGCUUUGUAAGUAGGAAAACCUGCAAAAUCGGCAGUGUAUCAAAUACUUGUUCUCCCCACUGUAGUUUCACCAUAUUAAAACGAGAGUUCAGUUCACGUAACAGGGUUGACCUUAGUAAAAUGAGGGACAGACGUCUGAAGUCGGUGCCGCCAAUCUACCAACUUCUGUCUGUAGUGUCCGAACAGUUUGGACUACACACUAAUAUUACCCUUUACAGAGGGGAGACUCUCACGGACACGUACUGUACAUGUCUGUUGUUUUGCUCUAGGACGCCCACAAGCUUUACAAUACUCAAUACUGAAGGUAGCCCGGUACCAGUAAAAAAAAAUUUAUGGAAGUAUAUAUGGAAGUAGUUUAGUGCCCCAAAAAUGUUUUACAAUUACACAUUAUUUGGCCAAUUUAUCCUAAAAACUGUAUCUAAUAUAUAUUUUUAUUUAAAAACAAUUCCUGUAUGGGCUGAGUUGUCAGAAAGAUUAGCAAAGGAAAGAGGAAAGAAAGAGCAGGUGAGAGGCAGCAGAGGUGAGAGAGAAUGAAAGAGUGAGGAGAAGGAGAAGUGAGUGGCAGGCUGCAAUAGUGCUUCUGUUUUCACACUUCUGAUUACAAAAUAUAGUGAGAGAGAGAAAUGAAAGAGAGGGAGAGCAAGAGGGAACCACACAAUCAGAGAGAAAGAGUGGUGUCUGUGGUAGUGGUUCCCUCCUCCUCCUUCUCCCCUCCACCUUGAGCCAGCUGUGUUGGCCAGGCUCCAGCAAAAAUAUGAACACAUAUGAGCUAGAUGUGGCGGGGAGCGCCGUACUCGUAGAGUUUCCACUGGCUGAGUAGCAUGAUCUGAGCAUUCCAUGACCUCAGGACUCACGUACUGGCCUGUGGUUUUAUGGAGGAUUACCCUUCUGUGUGUGUGUGUGAGAGGAGAGGCAAAACAAGAGGUGAGAAACAGAGAAACAGAUUGGCUCGGUAUGUGUAGUUGUUGGCAGAUCCACAAUGUGAUUUACCGCGGCUGUUUCUAGUUUAAAACCACUGAUACCUCAAAUGAGUUAGGAUCGUUCUUCUGCCUCCAAUCACUCUCCUCUCAAAUGAAAUAUUUCCUCUCUAACAUCAGACCACCCUUACUUUUGGCUACCCAUCAAAACCAACAUGGCUACAUUUUUUUCUCCUUCUCAAACUUCAAAAUGGAUCAAUGCUCUCUAACCUCUGGUGACCUUUGGCCCCUGACCCGUGCCCUGUGUGUGAGCCCUGCAGGCUACAUGGUCCACAGCGCCUCAUACGAUGACGUCCUCAACAACAGGUGGUCCUCCAGCGCAUCCAGCGGCUCACACCUGGCUAUAGAAAACCUCAAGCCUAACUCCAGGUGAGAAUAUACUCUCUGUGUGUGUGAGAGUGUUUAAUGUCUUACACAAUGGGCUGGUUAUACAAACAAAGGAUUUGCGAGAUGUUACGGCUCAUAGAUUCUUUACCCAUGUGUGUGCAGUCUGUGGAGGUGUUUGGCUGCGUAUUUGUGUCUGUGUGUAAGUAUUUAUAACUAUAAAUCAAAUCAAAUUGUAUUUAUCACAUGCGCCGAAUACAGCUUGUGUAGACUUUACAGUGAAAUACUUGCUUAUGAAUCUUUCCCAAUGAUGCAGCAUUUAAAAAUAAUAAUACAAAAUAAAAUAGUAACUAACACAAGAUGAAUAAAAUUAAAUACACAAGAAUGGAGCUACAGUAUAUACAGGGAGUACUAGUACCAGAUCAAUGUGCAGAGAUGCGAGGUACUUGAGGUAGUUAUGUACAUGAAGGCAGGGUAAUGUGUCUAGGCAUCUGGAUAGAUAAUAAUUAGAGUAAAAUAAAGAACAGAGUAGCAGCAGCAAAAGAUGAGUGUAGAAGUGUGUGUGAGAGUGUGCGUGUGUGUAUGUAUUUGUGUUUGUGUCGUGUCGGUAUGCGUGUAUGUCAGCGGAGGCUCCUCAAAGGAGGAAGGGGAGGACCAUCCUCCUCAGUGAAUUUCUGGAAAAAAAAAUAGUGAAACAUAAAAAAAGUUAUCCUUUUUAGAUAAAACUAUACUAAAUAUAUUCACGUCACCAAAUAAUUGGUUAAAACAUACGUUUUUGCAAUGAAGGUCUACAGUAGCCUCAACAGCACUCUGUAGGGUAGCACUAUGGUGUAGCCGGAGGACAGCUAGUUUUCGUCCUCCUCUGGGUACAUUGACUUCAAUACAAAACCUAAGAGGCUCUUGGUUCUCACCCCCUUCCAUAGACUUACACAGUAAUUAUUACAACUUCCGGAGGACGUCCUCCAACCUAUCAGAGCUCUUGCAGCAUGAACUGACAUGUUGUCCACCCAAUCAAAGGAUCAGAGAAUGGAUGUAGUACUGAACGCAUAAGCUACAGCUAGCUAGCACUGCAGUGUAUAAAAUGUGGUGAGUAGUUCACUCAGAGAGAGGGAGACAAUAGUUGAACAGUUUUGAACAAAUUAAUUUAUUCAAAAAUGAAGGAGAAGCAAGAGAGUUAGCUAUAUUUCAUUGUAUUUUUGUAUUCACUUUCACUGUCACUUACUUAGCUAGCGAAUGCAGCUAGCUAGUUUAGCCUACUCAAAAACCUGCUCAAACAGAGAUGGAUGAUGCUAUGUUAGCUGGCUGGCUAUUGCUAUCCAACACUGGAACUGUUCCAAGUCAAGGUAAGCUUUUGGUUUUAUUAAUUUAUUGCCACCAGGGCCCACUGCUAAACUGCUUGUUGACUGUACUGCAGGUGAAAAGAGGAGAGCACAUAGAUGCGAGAAGGAAUUAUACAAAGAGCAAAGUGAUCAUGCUGUUUCUAUGUGACUGCUAUGAAAGUGAACUGUGUUUGCGUGUGAUCAGGGGUGUAUUCAUUCCACGGGUUCUGUUGAAAAAUGUUUCUUAAACGGAAGCAAACUGUUAUGAUGAGUUUCUCUGGUAUCAAGUAAUUCAGGAUGCAAGAAUAUACUUAAACAAUUAUAUGGAGAGUUAAUGCAAAGUAUUUAUUUGAUUACAGUACUGGGUUCGUAUAACAAACGGCACGUGCUUCUCGUCUUGUCAUCCGAACUCUGGGCAAAGGAAAUCUCUCAGUUUAUAUAUUUCAUGUUACCGUUUCUUCAACAACAUCUGGUAACCAUCAGUGGGCACUCCCCACUCUGAUGGUACCAGCUUGUACCCAAGUCAGUAUAUUCCAUCUAUCAAUCAUUUACAUUUACAUUUUAGUCAUUUAGCAGACGCUCUUAUCCAGUGAGUGCAUACAUUUUCUAAGAUAAACCCCAGUAAGCUCCCUCGACAUACUGGAAUCCUUGGCAUUCAGACUCUGUGGCACCAAGAGUUACCUAUCUAACAGAUUUAACUUUUUUCCCACAACACUAUGACAAUACGUUAUAUCACAAACAGAACGAAACGAGGAUAAACAUACCUGAAUUUGUCCAAUAGAAACUCUCAUUUGCAACUGUUGGACUAAUGAUUACACCCUAGAUCAGCUAGAUGCAGGCAAGAGUGUGCAAGGCGGUAUUAAAUGUGUCACUGUCUGUCACCUUGAUUACUCAAAUUGUUCUCUUCAUCUGUGCACCUACGUUGUAAACUUCCAUUCAUAGGCUAGGUUGUAGCAACCUCAUGAUGGGUAUAGGGAAAGUUUGAGUAUCAUGUGUAGUAGCCUAAACGUAUCAAUGUUACAUUGAACUGGGUGAAUGGAAUAUGAAUGACAGUCAUCCAAUUUGCUGUAAUAGAAAUAAGGCCAUGCUCAUAAAAAAAAGAAUUGUCCUCCCUCAUCUUAAACGACACGACCGCCAUUGGUGUUUGUAUUAUGUGUGUGCGUUUGUAGUGUUAGUGAAUGUGUGAGGGUUUUGUGUGGGAGUGACAGUGUAGUGUGUGUGAAUGAGUGUGUAUAUGAUGUGUAUAUAAAGUGUGUGUGCGUAGGGUCAGUGCAAGAUAGAGUCAGUACAGAUAGUUCAGGUACCAUUAAUUGACUAUUUAGUAGUCUGGCUAUUUAUCAGUCUAAUGGUUUGGGGGUAGAAGCUGUCUCGGAGCCUGUUGGUCCGAGAGCCAAUGCUCCAGUACCGUUUGCCGGACGGUAGCAGAGUGAACAGUCUAUGGCUUGGGUGGCUGGAGUCUUUGGCAAUUCUAUGGGCCUACCUAUAGGGUAUUGGAAUGUGUGUUUAUAUGAUAAUUGUUCCCGGUAGGUCUCAGUGAUGCUAGACACAUAAGAUGUGUACACUGUAUCUGUCUCUGUGUGUGUUAUAUCAGCCCCAGUCAGAGACCAGCAGAGCGUGGUAUUGUAAUGCUUAUAUACAGUAAGUUAUUAAGAAGCCCUCAGAGUGAUGUAAAUCAGAGCUAACUGGAUAUAGGCAGGUUUGAAAACACGUUUAAAUCAUCCUGAAAACAUGACGGGCUGAGAUAAUCCACCGAGAAGCAGGAAACACACAGAAACGUAAAUACAGCAGACAUCACUGCCAACACACACACACACAACACAUAAGGCACUGUUAUGAUGUAGGGGUGUGUUCCCGAAACCAUGUCUUAUGGGUCACGGGUUGCAGCUUUCUAAACAAGCGUGUGGAAACAUCUCUUAACAUGCAAACUCAGGGAGGCUGUUAUGACUUUAGGCUAUUUUCUCUCCAAUUAUGUAUUUAGGCUAUUUUCUAUCAAAUGGAAUAUGAAGAGGUUAUGUAUACAAAAUUAUGCAAAAUAAACUGUUUGUUUCUGGGUCAAAAUUAAAAUUUUGCUCUGCGCAAUUUUAACAUUUUGGAGAUAACAACGUUAGGGUGUUAUUGGGUUCUUGGGUAGCUCGACUGUGUGCUCAUGGAGUGAGCAGCCCACACUGUGCUUGAACUGCUGACCUUUCGUGAUUAGCCAGUCCAAAUAAAUCACACUCUCUCUACCUCUCGCUCUCACUCACUCAUCUCCACAGAGAGGUAGAAAACACACACAACCCAAAGAGAGAGAGAGAGAGAGAGAGAAGUAUAGUUCAGAGAGAGAGAGAGAAGAGCCCUAUCGCCGGCCCCUAUAUCUCUCUCUCCCGACUUGUAGACUCUUUCUCUCUCUCUCUCUCUCUCUCUCUCUCUCCCUAUCUCUCCUCUCUCUCCUCUCUCUCGGCUCUCUCUCCCCAAUCCCCUUUUCUAUAGAGCUCACCCACACGUUCGUUACCCCGCCCCACACACCUGCACUAACACACAUUUAUAUAUACACACACAGCUCCAAGCCAACAAUUCAGACCUGAGCCAACGGUUCACGCUCAGGUGUUAGCCAUGCACAUGCAGACACAUGUAGGCCUACACAGCACGCUUUGUUUCUGUCACACACACACACACUCUCACACUUGAUGAACUGUCCCACGAACAUCACACACAGCUCACUCAAACGCUCAUCCACUAUCACUGCGGACACACACACGCACAGGCAGAUGUUCCUAAAUUCAUAACUUUGGAAUGUAGAAUGCAUGCAUAACUGUGCAUGCAUUUGCUCUUGACCUGUGGUUUGUGUGUGUAUGUGUCUGUGUGUGCACAUUAAUGAGUAAAAACGUUGUGGACAAAAAGUGGGUAGAGUGAUUGACAGUUUAUAAUUGUUCAUGAAAGGUUCACCUGAGCCAGGCUGUCUGAGGGGCUAAGCUGCUUGGAAGUGGCUGUCUGUAAGGUUCCAUCUAAAGACAUACAUUUCAGUCUCUCUGCACUGCAGCAACACUACCCCACGUCUCCACGUAGACACACACCCACGCGUGCAUACACGCGCACACGCACACACACGCACACGCACACACACACACACACACACACAUAUAUACCAAUGCACCAAUCCUACACCUCCUAGACAGCUGUCUCCUUAAUAAGCCCAGGAUGAAGAAUGCUGCUCACUAAAUGACUGAAAGGCAUAAAUCUCCUACAUGAUGACUGAGAUAUGCUUCGGUUUUACAUCAGAACUACGUUUUAGUUACUUAAAGGCAUAAUUCACUCAAAAACUAUCUUUUGGUAUUUUUUUCAUUAGUCCACUGUUGAUACGGUCCCAAAAACGUUUUGCAUGUCAGCGAUCAAGUUUUAAAGAUAUAGGACUUUCAAAAAGCAAAUUGUAACUUGCCACAUCAUCAUCAUGAUGCAUAACGCAUCAAAUGAUGAUGUGGGAAGCUAAUAAGGGGAGGAUAACUCAUAAUGGAAUGGAAACCAUGUGUUUGAUACCAUUCCACCUAUUCCGCUCCAGCCAUUACAUUUUAGUUAUUUAGCAGACGCUCUUAUCCAGAGCGACAUACAGUUAGUGAGUGCAUACAUUUUUCAUACUGGCCCCCCGUGGGAAUCGAACCCACAACCCUGGUGUUGCAAACGCCAUGCUCUACCAACUGAGCUACACGGGCUUGUUACCACAUGCCCGUCCUCCCCAAUUAAGGUGCCACCAACCUCCUGUGGUGGCAAGUUAAAAUGUGCUUUUGGAAAGUCCUAUAUCUUGAAAAAUAUACCAAAGGAUUGUUUUUGAGUGAAUUAUUCCUUUAAGUCAAGAUCUGAAAUCAAGGUAUAAAAAGAAAAUGUAUAUGAGAACUUCUCUGUCUCUCUCUCUCUCUCUCUCUCUCUCUCUCUCUCUCUCUGCCUCUCUCUCUCUCUGCCUCUCUCCAUGAUUUUCUCUUUUUCUGCCUCCUUUUCUCGUUUAUUUUCUGAUAUCUUGGUCAGUUUCCACAUGGCUCCAGUGAUUGGAUCCAGACUGGCAGACUUUAUGUCGUUAAAGGGUUUGGGUGGAAAUUAGCGGACCGUGAAAUUACUGUAUGUAACCCUACAGCGGGGGGAGAACACACACACACACAGACACACAUUGUCCAUGGUAUGGAAAAGGUUGCAAACCCUCCGAGCCUUGUCUCACAGUGUUGUUUUGAAUCUGAGGGGAUUAAAUAAUUCCUCCCCUGUACAGUAUGUAUUUAAAACACACUGAGACUAAAGUGAAGUGAGCUCACCCUUACAAAAAAAUAUACAUUUAAAGAAAAACACAUGGUUUUCGGACACGUGGGAACACGUGGGGACAAAUCAUGUGAAUUUGUAUUUUUUUCCCACAUGUUUAUAUUCACCAUUUCCAGCUACAUCUGGUCUCCCAUCCAGGGACCAACCAGGACCGACCGUGCUUAGCUUCAGAGGCAAAUCAGCAGUGGGAUGCAGGAUGCCAUGUUGCUGGAAUGAAUGCGCCAAAACUUGCAAAUGGGAAAAAGGCAGUGAAAGCAAAGGCCAGGGUAACAUAUCCAAAUAUAGGAAAAAUUGCAGGAAAGAGGGAGGUGUUUAAUUUAAUUGCAUUAUCAUACUUUUUUUAUUUAUCUGAAAAUGUUUUUUUUGCAUCCAUUUACAAUUAAUUUGUUCUUACAUUUCAAAAUGUUUCCUCGAAAUAUGUUGUUUUGCUAACAAUAUCAUUCUCAACUUCAGAAGUUUUGCUUGAUAUUAAUGGCACAAAAGUAACUCACUCGCUAGAGGAUUGCACCAUAUAAUAACACUAUUACUCCAUUUGUGUUUAAAGCGGCAAUCCUUAAUUGAAACAUGAAUAAAGUGUUCUCCUCACCAAAGUUUCAGUAAAAAGCUGAGGGAUGGGGCUGGAGAAAUGCAACCACUCUCAAAUCCAUUGUCUAUGCUAAGGACUGACCAUCCAUGAUAUAAAAAUUAUAGGUUUAACCAUGUUUUUAGGUUGUUUACAUUUACUUUGUUUACAAACAUUGCAGUAAAACAAGAUUCUAUUUUGGGUUCUGAUGGGGUGUGACAGUUGAACUAAACUCAUUAGACAAAAUACGUUAUAUUCUUCAAGAAUCAAUGGGUACAUAUACAGUACAUUUAUAAAUCCAAAAAUGGAUGUAGCAACUAAGAAUUGCCCCUUUAACAGGCAGUGACCUUCAUACAGCAGAACUAUAUGAAGGUCCCCCAAAAAUGUAAGCUGCCCACACUUCUGCAAAUGUCCCGCAAAAUCGUUUCCUGGUCCCGCAUUUGGGCCUUUUAUUUGUGGUCACUUUUAAUUCCACCGGUGGAAACAUUGCUACUGCAACAUGUUAACAUAAUUUUAGAACAUUAUUUCAACCCCACAUGUGAACUUGCAAUUCCACAUGUGAAAGUGAGAUUUUCACGUGAAGUUUUCUUACAUGUGAAACUGCUAAUUUUAUUUUCACUUUCACCUGUGGAAUUGCAAGUGAAAAUGAAUCACAUGUAAAAAAAAAAAAAAAAAAAAAAAAAAAAACGAUUUUCAAAUGUGAAACUGCAAAUUUGACAUGUCGUUUUUUGUAGGGGCAGAGCUCAGUCAGUCAGGAGGAACGUUGUCAUAUAGAAAAGCUGUCGAUGUGAAAUUGCUGCCUUAAGGACGUUAUUUCUCUUCCUCCCUCUCUCCCCCUCUUUCUAUCUACUCCCUCUUUCUUGCUCUCUCUCGCUCUCUCCCUCUUUCCCUCCCACCCUCACUCCCUUUAUCCCUCUUCAACACGUGCCAUAUUACCAUUUUACUGCAUUCUGCUCUCUUUAGAUUACUAAGAACAUAAAAACAGUCUUCUCUUAAUUCUACCUCCCUCUCUCCUCUCUGACGGUGCAGGAGUCAAGUGCUGCCUCCCUUCCGGCCAUCUACUCUAGUCAUUAGGGUAUAAACACCUUCCAUGUGGCAACAGAGACCUGGCUAAAUGACUCUUUAACACCUAUAAUAAUGGCUAUAUCUUACACACACACCCUGUUUUGUCUUGGUUUGUUUUACCUCAGGUACUACUUCAAAGUCCAGGCCAAGAAUGUCUUUGGGCUGGGACCAGUCAGCGAUACAUUCACCUAUGUCACUGAGUCAGGUCUGUAUGAGUAUUAGGUGAGAUUGCUAGGGUCAGUUUUGCUUUGUGCCUGUGCUAAGGCCACGUCUACCUUAUUUGUCUGUAUCCUCCCGUUUUUAGUUUAUGUAUAAAUUCUGUCCCAGUUCAUGUCUCUCAUUUUAACAAGUUCUUUCUCUUUUUCAGAUGACCCUCUUCUUAUUGAACGACCUCCUGGUGAGUAACAUCGAUAGUUCUCAUAUAUUACGCUAACAUUAUUGAUGAAACUUGUUGGCUUAUACUCUAGUCCAGACCAUUGCUUCAGGUCAUUUGAAGAAACCCAAAGUGACAGCUGGAGUGAGCUGGUGAGGAGUUCAAUCUGUGGACAGACAUACGAACGGCUGCAUACACCUACACUGACAUAUACUGGACUUGGCAGACAUCCAUAGUGAUAAAACGAUGCCAAAGUAUAGUUUUGGUAUUUAUAGUAUUUUGUUUUAGGGGGUAGAUCAGCUUUAAUAUUGCAGAUAGAUUGUAACUUCCAUCAAUGUAAUUGUCUGCAUCACUUCCAAUCCCCCACGUUUUUUUUCUCGCAUAUACAGUUGAAGUCGGAAAUGUACAUACACCUUAGCCAAAUACAUUUAAACUCAGUUUUUCACAAUUCCUGACAUUUAAUCCUAGUAGAAAUUCCCUGUCUUAGGUCAGUUAGGAUCACCACUUUAUUUUAAGAAUGUGAAAUGUCAGAAUAAUAGUAGAGAGAAUGAUUUAUUUCAGCUUUUAUUUUGUUUAUCACAUUCCCAGUGGGUCAGAAGUUUACAUACACUCAAUUAGUAUUUGGUAGCAUUGCCUUUAAAUUGUUUAACUUGGGUCAAAUGUUUCGGGUAGCCUUCCACAAGCUUGACUUUGUUGUCCUUAAGCUAUUUUGCCACAACUUUGGAAGUAUGCUUGGGGUCAUUGUCCAUUUGGAAGACCCAUUUGCGACCAAGCUUUAACUUCCUGACUGAUGUCUUGAGAUGUUGCUUCAAUAUAUCCACAUUAUUUUCCUUCCUCAUGAUGCCAUUUAUUUUGUGUAGUGCACCAGUCCCUCCUGCAGCAAAGCACCCCCACAGCAUGAUGCUGCCACCCCCGUGCUUCACGGUUGGGAUGGAGUUCUUCGGCUUGCAAAGACCCCCUUUUUCCUCCAAACAUAACAAUGGUCAUUAUGGCCAAACAGUUCUAUUUUUGUUUCAAUUGACUCAAAUGAUGUCAAUUAGCCUAUCAGAAGCUUCUAAAGCCAUGACAUCAUUUUCUGGAAUUUUCCAAGCUGUUUAAAGGCACAGUGAACUUACUGUAUGUAAACUUCAGACACACUGGAAUUGUGAUACAGUGAAUUAUAAGUGAAAUAAUCUGUCUGUAAACAAUUGUUGGAAAAAUACUUGUGUCAUGCACAAAGUAGAUGUCCUAACCGACUUGCCAAAACCAUAGUUUGUUAACAAGAAAUGUGUGGAGUGGUUGAAAAACAAGUUUUAAUGAUUGCAACCUAAGUGUAUGUAAACCUCCGACUUCAACUGUAUGUAUAUAUACACAUACAGUGAGGGAAAAAAGUAUUUGAUCCCCUGCUGAUUUUGUAUGCUUGCCCACUGACAAAGAAAUGAUCAGUCUAUAAUUUUAAUGGUAGGUUUAUUUGAACAGUGAGAGACAGAAUAACAAUAAAGAAAUCCAGAAAAAUGCAUGUCAAAAAUGUUAUAAAUUGAUUUGCAUUUUAAUGAGGGAAAUAAGUAUUUGACCCCCUCUCAAUCAGAAAGAUUUCUGGCUCCCAGGUGUCUUUUAUACAGGUAACGAGCUGAGAUUAGGAGCACACUCUUAAAGGGAGUGCUCCUAAUCUCCGCUUGUUACCUGUAUAAAAGACACCUGUCCACAGAAGCAAUCAAUUAAUCAGAUUCCAAACUCUCCACCAUGGCCAAGACCAAAGAGCUCUCCAAGGAUAUCAGGGACAAGAUUGUAGACCUACACAAGGCUGGAAUGGGCUACAAGAUCAUCGCCAAGCAGCUUGGUGAGAAGGUGACAACAGUUGGUGCGAUUAUUCGCAAAUGGAAGAAACACAAAAUAACUGUCAAUCUCCCUCGGCCUGGGGCUCCAUGCAAGAUCUCAACUCGUGGAGUUCAAUGAUCAUGAGAACGGUGAGGAAUCAGCCCAGAACUACACGGGAGGAUCUUGUCAAUGAUCUCAAGGCAGCUGGGACCAUAGUCACCAAGAAAACAAUUGGUAACACACUACGCCGUGAAACUCUGAAAUCCUGCAGCGCCCGCAAGGUCCCCCUGCUCAAGAAAGCACAUAUACAGGGCCGUCUGAAGUUUGCCAAUGAACAUCUGAAUGAUUCAGAGGAGAACUGGGUGAAAGUGUUGUGGUCAGAUGAGACCAAAAUCGAGCUCUUUGGCAUCAACUCAACUCGCUGUGUUUGGAGGAGGAAGAAUGCUGCCUAUGACCCCAAGAACACCAUCCCCACCAUCAAACAUGGAGGUGGAAACGUUAUGCAUUGGGGGUGUUUUUCUGCUAAGGGGACAGGACAACUUCACCGCAUCAAAAGGACGAUGGACGGGGCCAUGUACCGUGAAAUCUUGGGUGAGAACCUCCUUCCCUCAGCCAGGGCAUUGAAAAUGGGUUGUGGAUGGGUAUUCCAGCAUGACAAUGACCCAAAACACACAGCCAAGGCAACAAAGGAGUGGCUCAAGAAGAAGCACAUUAAGGUCCUGGAGUGGCCUAGCCAGUCUCCAGACCUUAAUCCCAUAAAAAAUCUGUGGAGGGAGCUGAAAGUUCGAGUUGCCAAACGUUAGCCUCGAAACCUUAAUGACUUGGAGAAGAUCUGCAAAGAGGAGUGGGACAAAAUCCCUCCUGAGAUGUGUGCAAACCUGGUGGCCAACUACAAGAAACGUCUGACCUCUGUGAUUGCCAACAAGGGUUUUGCCACCAAGUACUAAAUCAUGUUUUGCAGAGGGGUCAAAUACUUAUUUCCCUCAUUAAAAUGCAAAUCAAUUUAUAACAUUUUUGACAUGCAUUUUUCUGGAUUCUUUUGUUGUUAUUCUGUCUCUCACUGUUCAAAUAAACCUACCAUUAAAAUUAUAGACUGAUCAUGUCUUUGUCAGUGGGCAAACGUACAAAAUCAGCAGGGGAUCAAAUACUUUUUUCCCUCACUGUACAUAUACACAUAUAUAAAUAUAAAUACAUAUACAUACAGUGGGGAAAAAAAGUAUUUAGUCAGCCACCAAUUGUGCAAGUUCUCCCACUUAAAAAGAUGAGAGAGGCCUGUACUUUUCCAUCAUAGGUACACAUCAACUAUGACAGACAAAUUGAGAAAAAAAAUUCCAGAAAAUCACAUUGUAGGAUUUUGAAUGAAUUUAUUUGCAAAUUAUGUUGGAAAAUAAGUAUUUGGUCACCUACAAACAAGCAAGAUUUCUGGCUCUCACAGACCUGUAACUUCUUCUUUAAGAGGCUCCUCUGUUCUCCACUCGUUACCUGUAUUAAUGGCACCUGUUUGAAAUUGUUAUCAGUAUAAAAGACACCUGUCCACAACCUCAAACAGUCACACUCCAAACUCCACUAUGGCCAAGACCAAAGAGCUGUCAAAGGACACCAGAAACACAAUUGUAGACCUGCACCAGGCUGGGAAGACUGCAUCUGUAAUAGGUAAGCAGCUUGGUUUGAAGAAAUCAACUGUGGGAGCAAUUAUUAGGAAAUGGAAGACAUACAAGACCACUGAUAAUCUCCCUCGAUCUGGGGCUCCACGCAAGAUCUCACCCCGUGGGGUCAAAAUGAUCACAAGAACGGUGAGCAAAAAUCCCAGAACCACACGGGGGGACCUAGUGAAUGACCUGCAGAGAGCUGGGACCAAAGUAACAAACGCCUACCAUCAGUAACACACUACGCCGCCAGGGACUCAAAUCCUGCAGUGCCAGACGUGUCCCCCUGCUUAAGCCAGUACAUGUCCAGGCCCGUCUGAAGUUUGCUAGAGUGAAUUUGGAUGAUCCAGAAGAGGAUUGGGAGAAUGUCAUAUGGUCAGAUGAAACCAAAGUAUAACUUUUUGGUAAAAACUCAACUCGUCGUGUUUGGAGGACAAAGAAUGCUGAGUUGCAUCCAAAGAACACCAUACCUACUGUGAAGCAUGGGGGUGGAAACAUCAUGCUUUGGGGCUGUUUUUCUGCAAAGGGACCAGGACGACUGAUCCGUGUAAAGGAAAUAAUUAAUGGGGCCAUGUAUCGUGAGAUUUUGAGUGAAAACCUCCUUCCAUCAGCAAGGGCAUUGAAGAUGAAACGUGGCUGGGUCUUUCAGCUUGACAAUGAUCCCAAACACACCGCCCGGGCAACGAAGGAGUGGCUUCGUAAGAAGCAUUUCAAGGUCCUGGAGUGGCCUAGCCAGUCUCCAGAUCUCAACCCCAUAGAAAAUCUUUGGAGGGAGUUGAAAGUCCGUGUUGCCCAGCGACAGCCCCAAAACAUCACUGCUCUAGAGGAGAUCUGUAUGCAGGAAUGGGCCAAAAUACCAGCAACAGUGUGUGAAAACCUUGUGAAGACUUACAGAAAAUGUUUGACCUGUGUCAUUGCCAACAAAGGGUAUAUAACAAAGUAUUGAGAAACUUUUGUUAUUGACCAAAUACUUAUUUUCCACCAUAAUUUGCAAAUAAAUUCAUUAAAAAUCCUACAAUGUGAUUUUCUGGAUUUUUUUUUCUCAUUUUGUCUGUCAUAGUUGACGUGUACCUAUGAUGAAAAUUACAGGCCUCUCUCAUCUUUUUAAGUGGGAGAACUUGCACAAUUGGUGGCUGACUAAAUACUUUUUUUCCCCACUGUACAUAUCCUUUCAAAAUAUAUAUUUCCCUUUAUUACUUUCCAACCCCACCACCCCUUCCCUAAUUGGAGUAAACUAGUGAACAACAAUGCUUAGGCCUCUACUUCCAGCUUAUAUAUUUAUUGUUUUUAAUUAAGAGAGUCAGUCAGGUAUUUCCCAGGUGCUAUGCACAAUGAGUGGAGGUGAUUUACUGUGUAUCUGAAUAGGAGAGACUGGCAUAGUGCAAACUGGCAGUAAAGGGGUUGUAAUGGAGUUUAGUGUAGUUAGUCAUGACUAGCUUUGUGAGAACUGACAGGUUGAGUGUAGGUAUUAAUGACUAGCUUAGUGAGUGUAGCAUUGUCAAGGACUCUGUUCGAUAGAGGGACUGUCAUUAAAGACAUGCUGAAAGCUUAACCUUUCUCCUCAACAGUUUUGUAGUUAUGUAAUACACUGCUCAAAAAAAUAAAGGGAACACUUAAACAACACAAUGUAAGUCAAUCACACUUCUGUGAAAUCAAACUGUCCACUUAGGAAGCAACACUGAUUGACAAUACAUUUCACAUGCUGUUGUGCAAAUGGAAUAGACAACAGGUGGAAAUUAUAGGCAAUUAGCAAGACACCCCCAAUAAAGAAGUGGUUCUGCAGGUGGUGACCACAGACCACUUCUCAGUUCCUAUGGUUCCUGGCUGAUGUUUUGGUCACUUUUGAAUGCUGGCGGUGCUUUCACUCUAGUGGUAGCAUGAGACGGAGUCUACAACCCACACAAGUGGCUCAGGUAGUGCAGCUCGUCCAGGAUGGCACAUCAAUGUGGCAAGAAGGUUUGCUGUGUCUGUCAGCGUAGUGUCCAGAGCAUGGAGGCGCUACCAGGAGACAGGCCAGUACAUCAGGAUAUGUAGAGGAGGCCGUAGGAGGGCAACAACCCAGCAGCAGGACCGCUACCUCCGCCUUUGUGCAAGGAGGAGCAGGAGGAGCACUGCCAGAGCCCUGCAAAAUGACCUCCAGCAGGCCACAAAUGUGCAUGUGUCUGCUCAAACGGUCAGAAACAGACUCCAUGAGGGUGGUAUGAGGGCCCGACGUCCACAGGUGGGGGUUGUGCUUACAGCCCAACACCGUGCAGGACGUUUGGCAUUUGCCAGAGAACACCAAGAUUGGCAAAUUCGCCACUGGCGCCCUGUGCUCUUCACAGAAGAAAGCAGGUUCACACUGAGCACAUGUGACAGACGUGACAGAGUCUGGAGACGCCGUGGAGAACGUUCUGCUGCCUGCAACAUCCUCCAGCAUGACCCACCGCCAAACCGGGGUCAUGCUGGAGGAUGUUGCAGGCAGCAGAACGUUCUCCACGGCAUCUCCAGACUCUGUCACGUCUGUCACAUGUGCUCAGUGUGAACAAAUGUAGCACAUUCAGCUAUGCUCCUGCUCCUGAGUGGCGUACUCCUGAGUGGCGCAGUGGUCUAAGGCACUGCAUCGCAGUGCUAACUGUGCCACUAGAGAUCCUGGUUCGAAUCCAGGCUCUGUCGCAGAAUCCAGGCUCUGUGACCAGGAGACUCAUGGGCGGCGCACAAUUGGCCCAGCGUCGUCCAGGGUAGGGGAGGGAAUGGCCGGCAGGGAUGUAGCUCAGUUGAUAGAGCAUGGCAUUUGCAAUGCCAGGGUUGUGGGUUCGAUUCCCACGGGGGGCCAGUAUAAAAAAAAAAUUAUGUAUUCACUAACUGUAAGUCGCUCUGGAUAAGAGCGUCUGCUAAAUGACUAAAAUGUAAUGGUGUUGGGUGGCAUUUCUUUGGGGGGCCGCACAGCCCUCCAUGUGCUCGCCAGAGGUAGCCUGACUGCCAUUAGGUACCGAGAUGAGAUCCUCAGACACCUUGUGAGACCAUAUGCUGGUGCGGUUGGCCCUGGGUUCCUCCUAAUGCAAGACAAUGCUAGACCUCAUGUGGCUGGAGUGUGUCAGCAGUUCCUGCAAGAGAAAGGCAUUGAUGCUAUGGACUGGCCCGCCAGUUCCCCAGACCUGAAUCCAAUUGAGCACAUCUGGGACAUCAUGUCUCGCUCCAUCCACCAACGCCACGUUGCACCACAGACUGUCCAGGAGUUGGCGGAUGUUUUAGUCCAGGUCUGGGAGGAGAUCCCUCAGGAGACCAUCCGCCACCUCAUCAGGAGCAUGCCCAGGCGUUGUAGGGAGGUCAUACAGGCACGUGGAGGCCACACACACUACUGAGCCUCAUUUUGACUUGUUUUAAGGACAUUACAUCAAAGUUGGAUCAGCCUGUAGUGUGGUUUUCCACUUUAAUUUUGAGUGUGACUCCAAAUCCAGACCUCCAUGGGUUGAUACAUUUGAUUUCCAUUGAUAAUUUUUGUGUGAUUUUGUUGUCAGCACAUUCAACUAUGUAAAGAAAAUAGUAUUUAAUAAGAUUAUUUCAUUCAUUCAGAUCUAGGAUGUGUUGUUUAAGUGUUCCCUUUAUUUUUGGCACUUUUAUCCAGUGACUUACUGUACAGUGAAUGCAUACAUUUUAGUAUACGUGACCCCAACAGGGAUCAAACCCACGACCCUGGCCUUACCACGGCCACACUCUUACCAAAUGAGAGCCUAUCUCCCUAGGUGGAGAGCCUAUCUGGAUCCCCUUCUCCUUCCGAUACAACCCCCAGCACAGUGCGUGUAAGGGCAGCCAGUACGUCAAGAGGACAUGGUACAGAAAGUUUGUGGGCGUGGUCCUGUGCAACUCACUGAGAUACAAGAUCUUCAUGGGAGAUGGGCUGAAAGGUACUACCGCUGUAACUUCACCCUCUCCUCUCUUCCUUUAUCUACACUGAACAAAAAUAUAAACGCAACAUGUAAAGUGUUGGUCCCAUGUUUCAUGAGCUGAAAUAAAAGAUCCCAGACAUUUUCCAUAUGCACAAAAUGCUUUUUUAUCUCAAAUUUGUUUACAACCCUGUUAGUGAGCAUUUCUCCUUUGCCAAGAUAAUCCAUCCACCUGACAGUGUGGCAUAUCAAGAAUCUGAUUAUACAGCAUGAUCAUUACACAGGUGCACCUUGUGCUGAGGACAAUAAAAGGCCACUCUAAAAUGUGCAGUUUUGUCACACAACACAAUGCCACAGAUGUCUCAACUUUUGAGGGAGCGUGGCCUGCUGACUGCAGGAAUGUCCACCAGAGCUGUUGCCAGAUAUUUGAAUGUUAAUUUCUCUACCAUAAGCCGUCUCCAACGUCGUUUUAGAGAAUUUGGCAGUACUUCCAACCGGCCUCACAACUGCAGACCAUGUGUAUGGCGUUGUGUGGGCGAGUGGUUUUCUGAUGUCAGUGUUGUGAACAGAGUGCCCCAUGGUGGCGGUGGGGUUAUGGUAUGGUCAGGCAUAAGCUACGGACAACAAACAAAUUUGAAUGCACAGAGAUACCGUGACGAGAUCCUAAGGCCCAUUGUCGUGCCAUUCAUCUGCCUCCAUCACCUCAUCUUUCAGCAUGGUAAUGCACGGCCCCAUGUCGCAAGGAUCUGUACACAAUUCCUGUAAGCUGAAAAUGGCCUGCAUACUCACUAAACAUGUCACCCAUUGAGCAUGUUUGGAAUGCUCUCGAUCGACAUGUACGUCAGCGUGUUCCAGUUCCUGCCAAUAUCCAGCAACAUUGCACAGCCAUUAAAGAGGAGUAGGACAACAUUCCACAGGCCACAACCAACAGCCUGAUCAACUCUAUGCGAAGGAGAUGUGUCGCGCUGAAUGACGCAAAUUGUGGUCACACCAGAUACUGACUGGUUUUCUGAUCCAUGCCUCCAGCUUUUUUUUAAAGGUAUCUCUGACCAACAGAUGCAUAUCUGUAUUCCUAGUCAUGUGAAAUCCAUAGAUUAUGGCCUAAUGCAUUUAUUUAAAUGGACUGAUUUCCUUACAUGAACUGUAAGUCAGUAAAAUCUUUGAAAUUGUUGCAUGUUGCGUUUAUAUUUUUGUUCAGUAUACUUCUUUCUCUCUCAGUUCGAGUCUUUUCUCAAUUUAAGUUGCUUUACGAUUACUCCUAAUAUUCCUCUUUCCAUUAAUAAUCUCUUAACCACCAUCUCUCCCCCUUCCACUUUCCCUUCCUUCUCUCUCUCUCUCUCUCUCUCUCUCUCAUUCUCUCACACUUUCACUACAUUUCUCUUAAUCACACACUUUAUCUACCACUUUCUCUUCUACAUACUGGUUGUUUUAUUGUUUUUGGACUCUGUGGUAGCCAACCAGGCUCUGUCUCAUUACAUCAUAUAAUAUUGUUUGAGAGUGUAUUCUGUUGUUAAGCAUUGACUGCUCUUUCUCGCCCUCCAGAAACAUUCUACAGUAUAGCAGACACAUUCGGCCAUGGGGAGGACCACUGCCAGUUUGUAGACUCUUACCUAGACGGGAGGACAGGCUACCCCAACCUCUCAAUGCAUCUGCCAACAGCACAAGGUAAAAAAAAGCAUUUAAUAAACACAAACUCCCAGAAUUCAUCACUCGCCUACAGCCUUUGGUAGGAUGGUCUUCAUAGUAUUCAGUAAAUAAAUAUUCUCACAGAUUAAGUCCAAGAGUCUUGAUUAUAUACAACCUCAAUAUCCAUGUUCUAGGCUGGAUAGAAACAGUCAGAAUCAUCUAACGAAGCAUUAUAAAUGUUGUGGGACGUCCAUUCAUAAUGCUUUAUAACAACGUGUCCUGUCUGCCCUUGUGCAGGUUACUAUCGCUCAUACAGGCAGGAGCCAGUCAACUUUGGCCCUAUCGGCCGGCGUACGCCACAUCUCUUCGUGGGAUGGUAUGAGUGCGGUGUGCCCAUCCCUGGCAAGUGGUAA